UUAACCCUUAUCCCAAGUCACAGUUUCUCAAAUGUCAGCAGCCAGUAGCUGUCCUGCUCCUCUCCUGAGUACAUCCGAGAGCCCAAUGGAGAAUUUGGAAGAAAAUCUAAAUAAACUUAAAUUAUUAGAAGCCCCAACCGGUGGUGAUUCUUGUGUAGAUGAUGAAGAUGAAAAAGCUACACUCAAACCUCGAUUUUCUCCUCUUCCAAGAAGACGUAGCUCCGUGUCUUCAGAUGAUGGAGAUAUUGAACCACCAACAUCCAUAGCAAGAAAAGUGUCCUUUGCAGAUGCAUUUGGAUUUGAUCUAGUAUCUGUUAAAGAGUUUGAUACUUGGGAAGUACCAAUUGUGUCUCAAAUCUUCGAAGCAGAAACUGUUCAGGUAGAGGAAUUUAUGUUUAUACCAAGCUUUGUACUACCUUCAGCAGAUGGAAUGAUGGAGAAACUACAAGCAAAAAAAGUACUUCUAGAAUCUGUGGACUUCAUACCAGGGACAACCUGUAUGAAGGGAAUUAUUAGAGUUCUAAAUGUGUCUUAUGAGAAACAAAUAUAUGUGCGUAUGUCACUUGAUGGUUGGCAGAGCUAUUAUGAUCUUUUAGCAGAGUAUAUUCCAGACUCUUGUACUGGGGACACUGAUCAGUUUUUCUUCAAUAUCUCAGUGGUGGCACCUUAUCAAAAAGAUGGAGCAAAAGUUGAGUUCUGUAUAUGUUAUGACACAGCAAUUGGUACAUUUUGGGAUAACAAUGAUGGACAAAAUUACAUCUUGACAUGCCAAAAGAAAGAACAAAUAAUGUCGCAGUCGGAUAGCUUGUCUGAAGAUCUCGCAGACAGAUUAAAGAAAAGUUGUUUAAAACCAGUAGCAAGGUAAGUCUAAAAGAACCUUACAAACAAGAAACAUUUGUAUUUUAUUUGAAAAUGAUCUAGUAAUAUGCAUAAUAUUUCAUUGUACCACUAAAGGGCUAUAUGGUAUUUUACAUCUGCCUGUUUAAAACCCAGAAGCUUUUUACACACAGUUGCAAUAUCAAUUCAUCCUUAGACUGAAUAAUGUGAUGCAAUCAUUUUCACUGUCUUGUUUAAAUAACACUAUCCUUAAGGCAGUUAGUGUGUCCUGAACAAUACGCAAACAUUCCCCUUGAGUUUACAGCCUUAGAGGUCAAGCCAUUUUAAGGAAGAGCUUCUCAACUAUUUUGCCCUUUAGAUACAUUUAGAUACAACAAUUGGUUAAGAACGUGUGAUGUGAUGUGCUGUAACCCCUGAAGUGCAAGAGAGCCUCAUGCUCAUAAAUCAUUUUUUAAGCUAAUUCAUAUCAAAGGAAUUCUUUCCCAUAAUAAGUGGGAUCUCUCUAUUAAUAAAGUGGUAAUUAAGGAUUGUCAUUUAAUAAAAACAUAUUUUAACACUGAGUACUUUGACAAUUGUACAUGUAAAUUAGGUCUGUUAUUAUAUCCUUAGUGUUCCAAUUAACUUCAAGAGCCACUCAGUUCUGUAUCUGUAAUAUAUUCUUAGCAAUUCUGUUUGAAGUAAAUUUAGGAAGCCAGUUAAUUUACAAUAUUUAAGAAUAAUAAUUUGGAUUUUUUUUUUUUUUUUACUGUUUCAAAGAAUACUUAGUAGGCAAGAAUCUUGAGUUGCUUCAAAUGUAUAAUGACAAUUUAAAAUAUUAUUUAUUAUCUGGAACAAAUAACAUUGUUAACCUGUUAAAAAAGUAAAAAUACCUUUGUCCCUCUCUUAUAUAAAUAUAGCUGAGCUUCUCUUUGUUUCUGGAAAUCUAAGUAGUGCUAGAGGGUUUCUGUUAUGAGAUUGCUUGUGCUUUUCUACAAUAAACCAAUUGUGAGUAUUAUUUACAGCACAUCAGACAGUAGUCUAAAAUAUUUCUGAGUAUAUUUGCCUUGUAAUACUUUUCAGUCCUGCCUUGGAAAACCAAAAAUGCACCCAGACAUGAAAGGAAUUGAAGAUUUCCCAUAAUUCUAUUAUUAUCGUGGUUUAUUUUGUUAUGUUUUUCCCUGGAGAACUAAUGUUGAAAAUAAUAUAACUGACUCGUUUUGCUGGUAUUUAAAUUUCUGCACAACUAAAAAAUGUGUUCAAGAGGAGAGGGCACUAAAAUCAGAUUAUUUGAUUUAACUUACCACUAAAUAACUUCAUUUAAAGGGAGAUUCCAAGCACGCACCCCUGUUAGGUACAAUUUGUAGGUUGGGUAAAAGUUAAGUGGCACUAUAGUCACCUGAACAACUUUUGCUUAAUGAAGCAGUUUUGGUGUAUAGAACAUGCCCCUGCAGCUUCACUGCUCAAUCCUCUGCCAUUUAGAAGUUAAAUCCCUUUGUUUAUGAACCCUAGUCACACCUCCCUGAAUGUGACUUGCACAGCCUUCCAUAAACACUUCCUGUAAAGAGAGCCCUAUUUAGGCUUUCUUUAUUGCAAGUUCUGUUUAAUUAAGAUUUUAUUAUCCUCUGCUAUAUUAAUAGCUUGCUAGACCCUGCAAGAGCCUCCUGUAUGUGAUAAAAGUUCAAUUUAGAGAUUGAGAUACAAUUAUUUAAGGUAAAUUACAUCUGUUUGAAAGUGAAACCAGUUUUUUUUCCAUGCAGGCUCUGUCAAUCAUAGCCAGGUGAGGUGUGGCUAGGGCUGCAUAAACAGAAACAAAGUGAUUUAACUCCUAAAUGACAGUGAAUUGAGCAGUGAAAUUGCAGGGGAAUGAUCUAUACACUAAAACUGCUUUAUUUAGCUAAAGUAAUUUAGGUGACUGUAGUGUUCCUUUAGCCAUGAUAUAUGUUGUGUUAAUUAUUUAUUCGUAUGGUUAUGGUAAAAUAGCACAACGUUUAUUGUGUUCAUCUCUUGAGCCCUUACCACCAGGGUCGGACUGGGAGAAAAAUUCAGCCCAAGCAUUUUUGAAUCACAAUGGUCUAUUGAGCAGGGGGUGGGGACAGAAAGGGUUGUUUUGUCAUCACCAAUUACAAGCUCACCCCCUCUGAAAGUGAGCAUGUUGGUUCAAUGCUCUUCCAGGGCAGAGCCAUGUGUAGAGCCCUGCUAAAGAGCCCUUGAAUGAGAAAAGGCCCUGUAUUUGGUCUGUGCAGUGCAAGCAAAUGUAUUAACAUGCUUGAGCCAUGUUUACUUGUGACUUGCCUCUGGUUUCUCUAUAAGUGGGAUACCAGAGGACAAAAGGGAAAGUGUAUUGUGUAUGUGUUUGGAGCCUGCUUUGUGUGUGUGUAAAGUGAGCUGAUUGUGGUGUGAUGUUUUGUUUAAUAGGUCAGUUUCAGUUGUAUUGUGUUUGUGGUGUAAUAGGGGAUCUAGAGUGUGUAUGUCGGGAAUGUAGUGUGUGUAGAUGGUGCAGUGUGUGCCUAUAGGGGAUCUAGUGUGUGUAUGUGUGUGUAGAGGAUCCACAGUUGUGUGGAAUUUAGUGUGUGUGUAUGGGGGGUGCAGUGAGUGUUUGCGACAGAUGCUAUGUGUGGGGGCUGCAGUAUGUGUUUGAGUGGUACAGUAUGUGUGAAGGAUCCAAGUCCUAGUGGUGAGUAAACUAGCUCCUGGAGCCAGAGUUCACUCUCACGAGAUUGGAGCAUUGCCAUGGUAACCACGGCAAUGCUCCCACCUCGUGAAAGGAAGAACCCGGCAGAGAUGCUGGCCAGAGCUCCUGGGUCUCCCCUCCCCCACAUUGAAGUGUCAUCAGGCCUGUGAGGGAGAUCAUUGAUCUCCCCACCGGCCGGUCAUGGCACACUGCAGGGUCAGCUUAAAUAGUGCCAACUUUCAGGUAAUUGCCCGGUUUGUCCGAUGGCCAUUCCAGGCCUGUUCACCAACAAUAUUUAAUGUUUCCAAUAUAGUUUGAAUAAUACACCUGUAUGUCGCGUGAUCACAAAAAUCUUGAGAUACACCAAAUCGCAAGUAUAUAACAGGUAUGCAGUCCAUACAAAUGUGAACAAAGCAGUCUGUGUCAGGUUUCUUUUACCCUGUGGAAAGAAAAAAGUUAUAUUUCAUAAAUUUUAUGAUAAUUCUACCAUUUCUUUAUUUCCAUUAUGAUAGCAUAAGAAUCUAAGGCUCUGUGUAUAUAAAAAAUAUAUAUAUUCGAUUCAUAUUGACUGCCAUAAUGGUAAAGCUAUGGAGUUGAAAGGUGGCAUGCCACAACUGUUAGCUAAACCCAUCUGCUAAGAUUGAGGGAGUGCUCUGUAUGUGAAUGUGAAUGUAAAUGGGGUGCUGCUUUUGCUGCACCACCCAUUGUAAGAGGACAUACUGGAGAAGACAUAGGUGCUCUUCAGGUUAGAAUAUAUUUUAAUCUAUAGAUUGCACAAUUGCCUUGAAGGUGAACAUGCCAUCUACAUGAUUCAUGAGUUUGAAGUUCUCAUAUUGCUCCUGCACUGUCACACUAGCAAAAUAUGUUUGUUUGUUUGUUUUUAGGAUAUUAUCCUGUAGAUUUGAUUUUGGUUGUGUAAAAUUUCAUUUACUAUAUCAGUCUGCAUCAAGCUGGCUAUUGAGCACAGAUAACACAUUUCUUACAUCACUUAUGGCAUUAAUUCCUUAUAGGAAAACGCCACAAAUUUAAAAGAACACUCUGUGCAUCUCCUCUCUGCCUCUGGGAGACCAUCAGUACCGAUGAUCUGUCAGCUAAUGUGAUAGUUCACAUAGAGAAACAUGGGGGAGGGCAGGGCACAUGCCUGGUACUCACCAUUGCACCUUCAAUCCUUCUAAUACUGAAGUGAGCUGUGCAGAACAGAGACUCUGCUAACACAUUGCAAACAGUAAUUAAAAAACUAUUUGUUGUGUAUCAAUCUUAUUUCAAACAACUACUGUUCCUUAACCCUAUAAAAGUGAAAUUGGCAGUGUCUUUUUCAAUUUAUGACUGUCAAAUUCCAUCAAAAGACACCUUGAAAGAUCUCACCCAAGCAGCUGAACAUGUCAUUAAAACGCUUGUGGUGACAGAGGCAUAUAUAGAGGUAUCUGACCCUUACGAUCCUCGUGUAAUCCUAGUGAGGUACAGGAUGACUCAUAUUUCUGGUGUCACAGAUUUCAUUCUUUGCGUCUCAUUGAUGCCCUAGCAUUUGAUGUCAUACCUGGUGUCUUCACUGAUUCAGAAUGUUAGAACAUCAAAGUAGUAGUUUUGUAGAGUUGCUAUGCAAAAAUUGCCACAUUGUUCACUCCCUGAUUCCACUUCUGUUUUAUAUCUUACCAGGAAGCUGUACUAAGAUCUUAGCAUAGUUCCUUUCACUAAAGACAUGACGUGUAUUUACUGCUAUAGAUGACACAUUGUGUCAGCAGUGGUAAACAAAGCAUGAAAUUUGUUUGGCGCACAGCAGGUUCAGGAUGCAGUGACUGCGUAGCAUUGCCAGGAACUCAUAUUUCUUUCUGGUCUUUUCAACACUGCCAAGAGUUUGGUGGGGACAGUGACAACUGUAUUUUGACCAAUGUCAAUAGCAAUCAGAGGCGAUGAAGUGAGAAAGGAUUCAGAGACGAUUUUGUAAAUUAUUCUUUAGUUACAGGUUUGCUGCACUAGACCAAGCAGCAACUGAGCGUAAUGGGCAGUGAUUUUAAUGAAAUUUACAAACACAAUCAUAAAGUCACAGUGGAGCAGCAUAAAAGUCUUGCGGCCAUUAUAGAUGCAUUGGAAGCUUACUUUGUAGAGUUGAGCGAACCCAAACUGAAAAGUUUGGGUUUGUACCGAACAUUAGGUUUUUUUGGACCCCGGACUCGAACACGAUCAUAUCACUGUAUGUUCGUGUUGGAGUUCUGUGUUCGGCGAUUUAAUGGUGCGUUUUGAAAGGCUGCAGGGCAGCCAAUCAACAAGCGUUUGACUUAUGUGCCCUUAGAAGCCAUCACAGCCAUGCCUACUAAUGGCAUGGCUGUGAUUGGCCAGUGCAGCAUAUGACCCAGCCUCUAUAUAUAAGCUGGAGUCGUGUAGCGCCGCACGCACAUGCGGUCUUAUUAGUGUAGAGAGAGGAUGCUGCCUCUGAUAGGGACAGCUUAGGAAAGAAUUCUGCAAACUAGUACAUUAGUGGGGUGGGGUGCACUUCAUAUCUGAGCAUCAAAUAGAAGCUUCAAAUACCGCGGUUACAUCGGAGUUUUAAAAAUAUAUUUUAUUUGGUGUGAGAUAGUACAUUAGUGGGGUAGUACAUUAGUGGGGUGCACUUCAUAUCUGAGAGUCAAAUAGAAGCGUCAAAUAGUGCGCUUACUGCGCAGUGGUAAACAUUCUUAUUUUCUAGGUGCUAAUCUGCUAAAUAGUAAAUAGUAAAUUUUGGAAUCGUCAAAUACUGCUGUCACAUUGCAGUUUUAAAACUUAAAACAUUUUUGGGUGCUAAAAAGUACAUUAGUGGGGUGCAGUUCAUAUCUGAGAGUCAAAUAGAAGCGUCAAAUACUGCUGUCACAUUGUCGUUUUAAAACUUAAAAAUUUUUUGGGUCCUUAACUACUAAAUAGUAUUUUAGUGGGGUGCACUUCAUAUCUGGGAGUCAAAUAGAAGCGUCAAAUAGUGCGCUUACUGCGCAGUGGUAAACAUUCUUAUUUUCUAGGUGCUAAUCUGCUAAAUAGUAAAUAGUAAAUUUUGGGUCCUGUUCUUCAUAUCUGAGAGUAAAAUCGAAGUGUCUAAUACUGUGGUUACAGUGCAAUUGUAAAAUUCUAAUUGUUUUGGUGCUAAAGUGCUAAAUAGUAUAUUUUGGGGCCUGUUCUUCAUAUCUGAGAGUCAAAUAGAAGUGUCAAAUAGUGCGCUUACUGCGCAGUGGUAAACAUUCUAAUUGUUUUGCUGCUAAUCUGCUGCUUACAUUGCAAUUUUAAAAAGUCAAAUCGAAGCGUGACUUUGAUUCGAAUUUACUACAUCGGUCACUUGUAAUAUUGUUUCACACCUACAACACUUGUUACCCAGAUCUAAGUGAUAGAAAACAGAUUGAUAUUUUCUACACUAGAAACUACCAGAUAACAAGCUGCUAUAUUCAAACCAGUGAUCAAUAGCUAAGAGGUACUUAAACAAUAUUGUAAUUCUGGGGCAAUACCCUCACAAGUCAAACUGAGAGGUCAGUUUAUAGGGAAAACUGUUGCCUGGAGGAAAUUCUAAAACAAUUUCCAAAUGUCCUUUGCAGACUUUAAAUGCUGGAAAAACACAGGUGCCAACUGCUGUGGCUUUCUGCAGUGUACAUACCGGCAAGGAGGGCAGGGUUAAGGAGUGGGUGGAAGAUGAUGUGGAGGAUGAUGAGGUCCUAGACCCCACAUGGAAUCAAGGUCAUGUGAGUGACGUGUGCAGUUUGGAGGAAGAGGCGCUGGUCGCACAGAGGCACCAGCACAGCAUAAUAGGAAGCAGGGUGCAAAAGCGGAGCAGUCGUCCCCUAGCGCUUGUCGGCAUGUAUUAGCUCAUGAAUCACCAUGGUAGGCGCAGAAACUGGCAUUGAAAGUUGAUAUGGAUGACAUCCGCAUGCUAAGUAGUUGCCACGAGGAUGUGCGAUUUGCCCGAGAUUCUCUAGAGUCAACAAAGUUCUUGCGCAACUAUAAUGUCAACAGCUACUCUGCGGAAAAGAGUUGUCUUUUUUAUAUGUCCCAAUAUUUUGGGGGCUACCCCAAUUAAUAUAUAUAUAUAUAUAUAUAUAUAUAUAUAUAUAUAUAUAUAUAUAUAUAAAAACAGUGUUGGCUACCUCAUCCUCAUCCUCCACCACCACGGUCAUGCCUCCUCAACCUGUGGGUCACUUAGUAUAAACUAGGUACACAUUAGCAGAGGCUUGUGAAGGCCUUUUCUCCAUGCAUCAGGAGUUGAGCAUUUAUCCAUGCAUCAGGACUGCUAGAAAUGCACCACAGGCCGCAAAUGUUUCUUUAUUUGUAUGUCCCAAUAUUUUGUUGGCUACCACAAUAAAAAAAACAAAAAAACAUAAAAUACAGUGUUGGCUACCUCAUCCUCCUCCUCCACCGCCACAGUCACCGCCUCCUCAACCUAUGGGUUACUUAGUAUAAACUAGGCAUACAUUAGCAGAGGCUUGUGAAGGCCUCUUCUCCAUGCAUCAGGAGUUGAGCGUUUCUCCAUGCAUCAGCACUGCAAGAAAUGCACCACAGGCCGCAAAUGUUUCUUUUUUUCUAUGUCCCAAUAUUUUGUGGGCUACCACAAUAAAAAAAAAAUACAUAAAAUACAGUGUUGGCUACCUCAUCCUCCUCCUCCACUGCCACGGUCACCGCCUCCUCAACCUAUGGGUCACUUAGUAUAAACUAGGUAAACAUUAGCAGAGGCUUGUGAAGGCCUUUUCUCCAUGCAUCAGGAGUUGAGCAUUUUUCCAUGCAUCAGGACUGCAAGAAAUGCACCGCAGGCUGCAAAUUUUUCUUUAUUUGUAUGUCCCAAUAUUUUGUGGGCUAACGCAAUUUAAAAAAACAAAAAAAUAAAAACAAAUAACAAAAAACAGUGUUGGCUACCUCAUCCUCUUCCUCCACCGCUGCUUCCACCUACACCGCGACAGCCAUGUACACAAUAGCAGAUGCUUGUGAAGGCCUCUUCUCCAUGCAUCAGGAGUUGAGCUCAGUUUGAACAAUGAAAGAGAAUACCCUGCACUCCAACCCUCUCUCAAAUGGAUAAUUCUGUUGAUCCUCCUGACAGCCAUGCUUUAGAUUUUGAUUUAUGUUCGUCCAAAGCUAAAAUCAAAGAUUCCAUCUAGUGGUAUUUUAUGGCUCAGCUGUAUUUUUUAUUUUUAUGUUAUUUUAAGUGAUUUCCCUAUCCACAUUUGUUUGAAGGGCACUUGUCCUACUCUAACCCCCAUUUUACUUGCUUUUGCAGCUCUCUAGCUCUUUCCAGGAACUUUUUAGAGGCAUUUUUGUGGCCAAAAGUUCGGGUCCUCAUUGACUUCAAUGGGGUUUGGGUUCGGGGUCAAGUUCGAGCCCGAACCCAGACUUUUUUUCAAAGUUCGGCCGAACCCGCUGGACCCGAACAUCCAGGUGUCCGCUCAACUCUAUUACUUUGUCAUAUAUAAAACUGCAAACAGAAAGUGAAAGAAUCACUUUGUUACCCUUGGGCGAAAGAACAGUAAAUUCUGAAUAUUUCUGGGGAUGAGCUAAAUAAUGAAACUAUGGUCUAUUAGUGGUCUAUGGCAAGAGAGAGCUCAUGGUGAAGUCUCAACUUGUGAGACUCAGGGGCUGAUCCAGGUUUACAUUGCUACAGAGCUGUAGAAGAUGGACCAUCAAUUGAAUAAUUAAAUAUCAGUACCAAUUGUUUAAUUUUGGUAUUGAUACCUCAGGAUUCCUCCUCCAAAAAAAAACCUCUUCUCUAUUGGGAGUAGAGGCCCUGUGUACUUCGGUAUUAGCGGAUGUUAAAUAAUUACUGUAAAACAACUGCCCCAACUGCAGCUACAAAUUAUGGUUCCUUUUAAAAUCAGCAAGACCUCAACUCAGGUUGGAAAUUAUUAAAUGAAAUAAAUGAACAAGUUGAUGGGUAUAGAUAAAAUGUAUUCAAUCUACUAUGUACCACAAAUUAUACCAGGCAUGUCUGAGCAUGAUGAGUGUAGUCAGCAGCAGACGGGGAAAUAGAUUGUUCAUCAUUAUGUAUUAAGUAACUGUGCUGUUUAAUAGGGUUUCAUAAUGUUUUCCUGUUGGCACAGUUUCCCAAUUUUCUCACCCUAUAAAUGAUAUGUGGUUUGGUGUUACUUUCUUAAAGACAUAUUUUAGGGUUUUUCACUGAAGUGAGUAUUGCUGGGAAUUCAAAGUGAACCUAAAUUUUAAUGACUCAAUAGCCAAACUAAAAACAGAAUUGAAUUGAAGAUUUUUUUUAUGUUGGCCUAAAUGUUGAAAUUCACUUUGAGUUCACUUUGAAUUCCUAGACCUUCAACAUCAUUAACAUAAAAAUAUUGGGGGAGUGUGGGGUCUUAAAAGGGGAACUUAAAUCAUAAGUUGGGAUGAACUGAGCCUCAAAACUUAAAGUGGCAGUCCAAGAUAGUUAGCAGUUUUGGAGCAGAAGACCUUCAGGCACUCAUGAAGUAAGUAUUGAAGAGUAGGGCAUCACAGCAAAGGUUCUUCAGUUUGUAUCUCCAGUGAAGUGCAGAAAGAAGAAUAUCAAUGCUUACACCAGGAGCAAUAAAAUGAAUUCUAUUGGAAUUAGUUUUAAGAUUUUUAGAUUUUUAGACUUAAACAUAAAUUAUAAGCAAUAUGAAGAUUGAAGAUUGAAGAUUAUAAUUUCCAAAGAUUAGGCCAAAUUGGAAAAUUCCCCAACUCAACCAAUUCCCAAAUCAGUGAUUAAUUGCUUAAUGAGAAGACCCUGGUCAACUUUUGACCAUUCCAUAACUCUAUCAGAGAGUAUUUCUAGUCUAUGCAGCUACUACAUCAGUUUUGUUAAAGUUAGGUUUUAAAAAAUAUCAAACAUGGGGGUGGAGCUUGUCUCAUAUAGCCAAGCUAUAUCCCGCAAACCAGGGUUAAUUUUCCAUACACCCAUAAUUGCCUAUAUGCUACUAGGCAUCUACAUUCCCAUGUCAUAUCCGCAAGCACAUAUCUACCCCAUUUCUGGAUUCACCAUACCCUCUCUUAUACAUUUUCUUUAUGAUACAGACCUCUGUUGGAGCUGGACUUAGUUUGAAACAGUUUUGUUAUUUGGAAAAAGAAAAAUAGUGCAUGUCACCACCUUGUACGAAACUUAUUUUUACUCUUCUCUGCUAAAUGUUUACAUAUUGUCUACUAUGUAUGCAGUCAUGAACUACAAAAAUAAAGAAUUAUAAAAAAAAAAUCUAAAUUUUUUUACAUCAUACGUUUUCACUUACAAUGUCUUUGAAAACUAUUUACAGAAAUGAUGUAUUUACCAAAAAACAAUGUUAACUACAACAAAAGAAAAGCACUUGGACCCUGCAAAAAACAGUUGAGUACUAAGAUUUUUGCACGUGCCUCUUCUCAACAAAUUGCAGUGGGUAAAGGAGGAGACACUCACUCAAGGUUCACCAAUGCGACUUUAUUAAAUUAUGUGAAGGUACAUGGGAUUGUUUCAUUUCUUUGGACUUUUCUAGCUAAUUUGAAUUCCGAUUUUAUUUUUUGGGGGGUGUCCUCCAGCACCAUAUAUUGCUUAGGGAAUAAGCAAAGGAAAUGUAGCAUUUAAACAAAUUAAGCAACAAAAGUCAAAUGUGUGCUAAAAUUGCCCUUAGUAAAUGCCCGACAUAGAUUUUUAUUAAUUUAGAGCUUAAUGUAUUCUUAUUAUUUUUCAUUUCUUAAUGUUUGUCUUGAUGUAAAAGUACUUUUGGUUUUAAUUUUUGUGUACACAUUUUUCACAAGUAGUCUUGCAUGGCUAGUAUACCUUAAUGCCAACAACCAUUAACCCCUUAAGGACACAUGACAUGUCAUGAUUCCCUUUUAUUCCAGAAGUUUGGUCCUUAAGGGGUUAAAGCAUUUAUCCUAUAAUACGCAUAUGUUUUGUUAGCUCUCUAUCAAUCUACUUCCUCAUUAGAAGCAUCAAGUCAUCGAUGUUAGGGUCAUAUAGAGUUUCCUAACCAAAGAAAUUUGAGACUACAUUAACCUCUUCACCCUGUUAAUAUGAACCACACACUAUGAAACUAUGAUGAUAGAAGUGUCUGAGUCAUAUUCUUCACCGAUGUCUGCUGGGUUAAAAAUGUUCCCUGGUAUUAAUUUGGAAUUUCUGGAGACUAUUCCUAAAGAAGAAGAUUAAUAAUCUAUGUUAAUAAUAUAAUUUUUGGUAAUCAUAAUGUUAAUGAUACAACUUAAUUUAACAGACCGGAGUGCUUGGGAUAAAUAUUGGAAACAGGAUUACAUAUAUGUCCUUUUCUUGUGUUAUUUUGAUUAAAUCUACUUUGAAAUGUCAUAGAAGUGAUGCAGGGUAUCUUGAUCUGACAAUAAAAUACCUUUGUACAAGCUUAGCAUCGGAAAGAUAAAACUUAUCUAGCUUUGAUAGCAACUGUAAAUAGUACCUGGUUUCUGUCCCUACUUAUAAAAAGGUAGGUUAAUGGAAUAUAUCAUAAGUUAAGAAAAAAAGAGUCAAAUAAACCAAAAUCUAAUAAUUUUCUUUUUUUAAAGUAAUUAUACCUCACAAGUCAGGUGUUUGUUCCAAAUUAAUGUUCAUCUAAUUUGCAGAAAACUCUAAUUAAUUAAGAGAUAAAGCCUUUCCCAAGUUUCUGUGCCGCGGUUAGACAGGGUACUAUAAAAGUUUACAACAGUAGAGGGUCUGUGAAUUAUGUACCAGGAGUGCCCCAGAUUUUUUCAAACUUCGAGAGGGACAAAGUUCAAAGAAUUUGAUUCAUAACUAAUGCAAUGAGCUUUAUGGUGAGGGUGUUUAGAGUAUCCCUUUAAUUGACUGUAUCAAAUGAGAUUGGGAUAAAAUCUCAACAAAAUUAGUUGUGCUGACAUGAACAUUUUUAUAAAUUUGUAACAAAAUAUUUAAAUGAAAUAAAGAUAAUUUUACUUAUUAGGCAAACCUUGAUUCUGAAAGGUAUCUAUAUUUGACAAUAUUUAAUCCAUUCCUUUGAUCCUGUUUGCAGCAUGUUUGUUCCAUUUCUGCAUUGAUUUAUUUCAUCUUGUUUGCUAGCUUAAUUUGAAAUAAGGAAAUCAUUUUAAUGUAUGUUUUCCCGCAUUACUAGUGAUAAUUGCACCAUUGUAUUUACCUUUGUUACAUUUCCAUAACAUGAAAAGUCAAAGUAGUGACAUUGGUAUAACCUCGCCAGCAAAGGGCUAUAUUUUACACCCAGCUCCUAUUCCGAACUGUCACGAGUUGCUUUCUUAUAAUAACUGAUUCCUUGGCAAUGAAAGGAUUUUAGGCUUUGCUGAAACUUGUAUCUCUGUUCUUCUUGACGUAUACAACAAUCUCAUUUAGAGUAUAAGGACGCGCAUUUGUCACCAGACCUUUUAUUUCCAAAUCACUAUUUCUUUUGUUCUAAAAUACCUUUGUUUUCAAUGCAAUAGUUUUUGAGAUCCAACCUUAUAAUGUCCUUGUUUGUACAGUUUAUAUCUAAAGAAUGCAAAGCAGUAUUGUUCAGUAGUGUUCAUAUCCUUGAUUAUUUUAAAAUAAUAUAAUUUACAAUAUAUAUGAUACAAUCUGAAGUGACUCUUAAUUAUACUUAUUAAAAAAACAUUAAAGGUAAUUAUUAUUAUAUUUUUUUAAAGGGACAGCGUAGUCACCAGAACAACUACAGCUUAAUGCAAUUGUUUUAGUGCCUAUAUUAUGCCCAUGCAGGCAUUUUAAUGUAAAUACUACCUUUUCAGAGAAAUGCAGCUCUAUGAGGAGAUGCUGAUUGGUGCAGCGUGGCAUUUUGUGUGUGCACAUUAGCAGUGGUGUACUUGAGGCUGGCAAGGCAUUUGUCUUGGGCAGCACUUUCAGGGGGGUGACAAAAAAAGCCGCCCCCCAAUCGCCCUGGCAAAUGCCUUGCCAGCCUCUUGUCCUGGGGGGCCCAGGAGCUGGCUGGCUGACCACCUCAGGGAUCCACUGGGCUGGCAUGCACAGAUGUUGCGGGUGGCGAGGGAGCACUCUCCCCUGAGCUCUUCCCUGCUCAGCUCCCUUGCGCGCACCACAGUGGUGGCAGAGACGGAAUAUGAUGUCACUCCGGCCCCCGGAAUCACUAAGAGGUGCUAGGGAGCUGAGCAGGAGGAUCAGACCUCCCUCGCUGCCCGCCUCCACCACUCACCUGUCUGCCAGACCUCCUGACCGCCCACCUGCCUGCCAAGCUGCAGCUAGCCCCACUGCACCACAGGGAAAAGUACACUCCAGCACUCCUAAAGGUAGGAGGCUGGGUGGAUUGAAACUUCAUUUUUUUUUAAAUUGUUAGUAUGUUAGUGUGUGUGUGUGUCUGUUGGUGAGUGUUAAUGUGUGUCUGGUAGUAAGUGUGUCUGUUAGUGAGUGUGUCUGUUAGUGAGUGUUAGUGUGUGUCUGCAAGAGUGUGUCUGUCACUGAGAGUGUAUAUGCAUUUGUCAGUGAGUGUGUGAGUAUGUAUGUUUUUCAGUGAUAGUGUGUAUGUGUCUGUCUGUGAAUGCUUAUCUGUCAGUUAGUGUAUAUGUGUGUCUGUCAAUGAAUGUGAGUUGGUGUGUAACUGUUAGUGUAACUGUGAAUGAGUGAGUGUGUAUGUCUGUGAAUGUGUAUGUUUCAGUGAAAGUGUGUGUUGGUUAAACAAUGUGUGUGACAAUGACUGUGUAUCUGUGAGUGUAUGUCAGUGCAUGCAUCAGUGAGGGUGUGUGUCUGUCAGGAAGAGAAAUUUGGAAGGGAGGGUGGAUGCCUGAAUUUUGUCAUGCCUAGGGCAGCACAAAACCAGAAUACACCACUGCACAUUAGCCACCCAAAGCUUUCCUAUGGGAAAGCAUUGGAUUGGCUGAGAUCAUCAGUUCCAAGGAAGAAGAGUGAGGGCAGAGCCAGCGGCGGCAGAACUACGCAGCGCUUAAAUUAAAGGUGAGUUGUCACAGUGUUUAAGAUGGUAAGGGGAGGCUGAUCACUUAAAAUGAAUUUUUAACACUAUAGGGUCAGGAAUAGUGUAUUCCUGACCCUAUAUUGUUCCUUUAAUUAAAAUACAAGCUUGACUGUUUAUAAAACUUUCAGCUCUAUAUUGUUUAUAUAACUAGCAAUAAAUAGCCAUAAAGAAACAAACUUUUUAAAUGGAAACUUGAAACAAAAUAUGAAAAUAUUUUACGUUCCUUUUAAAAAAAACAAGGAAAAAAGCUAUACAUAACAUUCUAUUAGAAGCUAUUUCCUGGAGUCACACAGAUAGAUUGUUUUACACAUUCUAAUGCUGUUAACAUGACAGGUACUGGCAGGUAUCAGUUCAUCAGCCUAGUCAUGUAGAAUCUUAGAACGUGAUUAUUUUUCACUGAUGUUCAUAUUUCCAUUUAAAAGACAAAGUUGCAAUCGUUAUUACUUUAAUGUGAACCUGUCAUUCAAAAAAUGACAUUAUGGCCUUUUACUGAUAAAAAUAUAAUUUAUUGAUUGUGCUAGCUAACUUGCUCAUUUUGAUAGCCAGUGUAUGCAGGGGCAAGCUAACCAGGUGCACAUGGUGUACAGUACCCAGGUGCCCCAGCUCACAUUUCCUGUAUAGGUAGCCAUGAUUAUGAAGUUGUUGCAAAUUUUCACAUUCAGAACUUAAGCUGAAUGUAGCCAGACAUUUGGUUCUACAUCUGUGAGGGUAAAACUCACUUUUAACAAAAUGAAGCUCCAUUUGUCACUUCCCAUCACUAGCACUCCAAUCACUUGCUUCAAAAUUGAAAAACAAUGCACUGAAGCUCUGGAGUGGAAACACAGGAAGAAGUACCAGUCCAAAGUUCUACUUGCUCUUCUACACCAGGGCUACACUGAGCAAUGUUUUGAUGCCAAUGCUAAUGGCAGGGGUGAAAUGGAUAAUAAUUGUGUGUGAGUGAUCAAGUGAGAGAAGUACGAAUCAGUCAGAUCGCCAAAAGAUGUUAGACCACAACUGAGUGUGACAUGAGUGGAACAUCACACACAGAAAAGGGGAGAGACCAAAAUAAGGGGGGAGAUGCAGAGAGAAAAAGACAAAGAUAGGACCCUGUGUGGAAAGAGACAACCAAAUUCAAUAUGAGGGAGGGAUUGGCAAGAAAUAAACUGAAAAGGGGAGGAUGAUGAGUCUAUGUACAUGACUGAAUCUGUACACAUGUCUCUGUGUAUGUGUGUUUCUGUCUGUGUAUGACUUUACCUCUGUAUCUGUCUUUGCACUAGUGUGACUGUAUAUGUGUCUUCAUGUGUCAUGUGUCUGAUGUUGUGUGAGUACAUCUAUAUAUGUGCCUCUCUUGAUUAGUAUGUGUGUAUGCAUGUCUGUGCAUAUAUAUGCGUCUGUCUAUGUGUGAGGGCAUCUAUAUGUGUGUCUACCUAUAAAAAGUACAGUUUUACAGUUGAUAAAUUGUUCUCUAGUAAUACAACACAUAUUUUGACUGGGUAUAUUUAUCAAUAGGCAAAAAAGGAUGAGGAUAAUAUAUUUGUCUUUUUCUGUGAUUGACUUUAUGUGUGUUUGUGUCUCUGGUAUGCAUGAAUGUGUCUCUAUGUAUUUAACAUUGAAUUUCUUUUUAUAUACACGUCUCUAUUUCUUUAUCAAUAUGUAUAAAUCUGUAGUUGCAAGAGUCUGUGUUACUCUGUGCAUGUAUCUCUGAAUUUUGUUUUUUAAGUAAUGCCACAAAAAGCCAAAUGUUAAUAAAUGUAUAUUUCAUAGUAUGUAUAAGUAUCAAUAUCGUGUUUUGGUGCAUUUCAUUCCCUCUGGGGUAGGAAGGAAUGAAGCAAGGCUUGGCAUUGGUAGGAAAGGGAUGGGGAAAAAAAGUGUAUCUAAAGAAAGAAACAAGGUAUAAUUGUGAAAAAGGAAUGGUCACACAAUGGCAUGUCCCAAAAAAAUUGCACCCAGGUAAUACAAACCGUAAACCCAACCCUGAAUGUAUGCAAUUGCUCACCAUAUCAUUCAAUAUUGCAGACUGAGCAUUAUGCAUAAUAAGAAGCUGAGGGGUGAGCAAAGCUAACAAAUGAUUGAUCAGUAUAAAAAGUUCAUGCAAAAAUAUAUUGAUUUAUACAAAAGCAAACAAGGUGUGAUGUCACCUGUAAUUAUGAUGUGAGUAUUUGUGGAAGGAAAUAUAUUAUUUAUUAAUUAUUUAAGAUUUAUGCACAAGUGGGUGAAAAUUCAGAAAAGUGAUAUAUAAAUUUUAUUUUGGGAACAAAUCGGGACGGAAUAAAUUAGUAAACGUGCUAUAUGAAAAUACAGAACAAACUUUUACAAAAUGCAUUCUGUCACACAUAGAUAAUUAUUGCUCGGGAAAAGAAGCUUAACACUUUCAUCAACCCAAAAAACAUGUGUACAGACACAUGUUGUCAAUUCAAAAUGCACAAAUUGAUUGUUGUGUCUGGGAAAAGAUGAUAAAUAAACAAGUAGGAGAGGGUGGCACAGCCUGUGGGGAGAUCAAAGAUCUCCCUCACCAGCCAGAAUAAUUUCAUGCCUAGAGAGUUGGUCGCUUUGGCCAGCCCACACAAGAAGGAGACAUGCCUGCUUGUUUGUCUUCCUGGUGGGCUCCUGAGCUUCUGCAUGAAUUGGAGGAGAGUGGGUGGGGCAUGACAUCACUGACAUAACCCCUGUGCAUCUUCCUCCAUGCAUGUAUGGGAGAGAGAGGGGAUGAAAAAGAAGGCAAUGCAAGCAACAGCAAUUGCCCUUCCCUAAAUGUAUCUGCCCUUCUAACCAUCCAAUCUAGCUAGAGGUCAGUGCCAGCAAUCAGUCUGGUACCUGCCCUGCCAGCAGCAGCCUGUCUUGCCUAGCCCAGGGGCCAGCCACCUGUGCACAUUAAGGUCAGUCUGUCUGCAUGGAUCAGUGUGUGUCUGAAUGGAUCAGUGUGUGUUUGUCUGCAUUGAUUUGUGUGUGUCUGUAUGGAUUAGUGUGUGUCUGCAUGGGUCAGUGUGAGUGUCUGUAUGCAUCAGUGUGUGUCUGCAUGGUUCAGUGUAAGUGUGUAUGUGUCUGCAUGGGUCAGUGUGAGUGUCUGAAUGCAUCAGUGUGUGUCUGCAUGGUUCAGUGUAAGUGUGUAUGUGUCUGCAUGGGUCAGUGUGAGUGUGUCUGCAUAAGAUCAGUCUGCAUUUCUGUAUGGAACAGUGUGUGUCUUCAUUGGUCAGUGUGUGUCUGCAUGGAUCAGAAUGUGCGUCUGCAUGGGUCGCUGUGUAUGUCUACAUGGUCAGUGUGUGUCUGCAUAGGUCAGUGUGAGAGUGUGUUUCUGCAUGGGUCAGUGUGCAUCUGCAUAGGUCAAUAAAUGUACAUGAGUCUUCACAAAGGCCAAAGAUUUCAUUAAAAAAGAAAGACACUACUACUUUUAAAUUGUGGUAGAGUAUUGCCUAAGUGUAUAUAUGUAUAUAUGUAGACAUGCAUUUUAGUAAUUGUGUAUUAUAUUAAUAUGUAUAUGUACUAUAUAUAUAAAUGGAGAGACUGCGGGUUAUUGUUAUUGAGAAAACUGGCCUUGGGGCAGCAAGGAGGGUAAAUUCAAGCCUGAACAAGCAGCAUUACUUUAGAAACAUAGAAACAUAGAAUGUGAUGGCAGAAAAGAACCAUUCGGCCCAUCUAGUCUGCUCAAUUUUCUAAAUACUUUCAUUAAUCCCUGGCCUUAUCUUAUAGUUAGGAUAGCCUUAUGCCUAUCCAACGCAUGCUUAAACUCCUUUACUGUGUUAACCUCUACCACUUCAGCUGGAAGGCUACUCCAUGCAUCCACUACCCUCUCAGUAAAGUAAUACUUCCUGAAAUUAUUUUUAAACCUUUGUUCCUCUAAUUUAAGACUAUGUCCUCUUGUUGUGGUAGUUUUUCUUCUUUUAAAUAUAGUCUCCUCCUUUACUGAGUUGAUUCCCUUUAUGUAUUUAAAUGUUUCUAUCAUAUCCCCCCUGUCUCGUCUUUCCUCCAAGCUAUACAUGUUAAGGUCCUUUAACCUUUCCUGGUAAGUUUUAUCCCACAAUCCAUGAACCAGUUUAGUAGCCCUUCUCUGAACUCUCUCUAACGUAACAAUAUCCUUCUGAAGAUACGGUCUCCAGUACUGUGUACAAUACUCCAAGUGAGGUCUCACCAGUGUUCUGUACAAUGGCAUGAGCACUUCCCUCUUUCUACUGCUAAUACCUCUCCCUAUACAACCAAGCAUUCUGCUAGCAUUUCCUGUUGCUCUAUUACAUUGUCUGCCUACCUUUAAGUCAUCAGAAAUAAUCACCCCUAAAUCCCUUUCCUCAGAUGUUGAGGUUAGGACUUUAUCAAAUAUUCUGCACUCUGCCCUUUGGUUUUAACGUCCAAGAUGCAUUAUCUUGCACUUAUCCAUAUUAAAUGUCAGUUGCCACAAUUCUGACCAUUUUUCUAGUUUACCUAAAUCAUUUGCCAUUUGGCUUAUGCCUCCUGGAACAUCAACCCUGUUACAUAUCUUAGUAUCAUCAGCAAAAAGACAUACGUUACCAUCAAGACCUUCUGCAAUAUGACUAAUAAAAAUAUUAAAGAGAAUGGGUCCAAGUACAGAUCCUUGAGGUAUCCCACUGGUGACAAGUCCAAGCUUUGAAUAUAUUUCAUUGACUACAACCCUCUGUUGCCUGUCAAUAUUGGAAUACAAACGUAAAGAUUGCAGUUUAUUGAUAAGCCUUCUAUGUGCAACAGUGUCAAAAGCCUUACUGAAAUCUAGGUAAGCACCACCCUGAUCUAUAAUUUUAGUUACCCAAUCAAAAAACUCAAUAAGAUUAGUUUGGCAUGAUCUCCCUGAAGUAAACCCAUGUUGUCUCUGAUCUUGAAAUCCAUGUGUUUUUAGAUGGUCAACAAUCCUAUCCUUUAACAGGGUUUCCAUCUCUUUCCCCACUACUGAAGUGAGGCUUACUGGCCUAUAGUUGCCCGACUCCUCCCUAUUACCUUUCUUGUAAAUGGGCACAACAUUCGCUAACUUCCAAUCUUCUGGGACUACUCCUGUUAACAAUGAUUGGUUAAAUAAAUCUGUUAAUGGUUUUGCUAGUACACCACUAAGCUCUUUUAAUAGCUUUGGGUGUAUUCCAUCAGGUCCCAUUGACUUAUUUGUCUUUACUUUUGACAGUUGAAAUAGAACCUCUUCCUCUGUAAACUCACGUGUAAUAAAUGACUCAUUUAUCAUUUUUCUUAACUGAGAUCCCUUUCCUUCAUUUUCAUCUGUAAAUACAGAACAAAAAUAUUCAUUGAGGCAGUCAGCUAGACCUUUAUCCUCUUCUACGUACCUUCCUUCUUUUGUUUUUAAUCUAACUAAUCCUUGGUUUACUUUUCUUUUAAUCUUACUAAUCUAACUAAUCCUUGUUUUACUUUGACAGAAUAUAACAAGGAAUCCAAGUGCAUAAUAACUAACUCACUAAAACUGUUCACUUGUAGCAAAGAUUCCAAUAGUUUGAGAUGAUCAUCAAUACGUGAUGCAUGAAUGAAUUGCUAGCAAAUCAUUAUAUACAACAAGAAAAAAUAUAAAGUAUAGAACAAAUGGAAAAGGAGGUGGUCACCUUGUGUUUCACGCAAGUCAAUAGAAAAUGAUGCCCUACGCAGACACUGACUGACAUGCAUGUUGAUGAUCUGAAGAAGCAAUUUGGAAUCAGCAUUGACUCAAGUUUCAACAUGACCUUAAGGAUUACAGCUAGGACUGUGCUUACCAAUGGCAGGCAGAGAACAGAUGAUCAAGUUAUAAAACCUCAGCAUAAAAGGGAAUCACUUAAAGACCUCAUGCCAAGUAUACGUGUGCUUAUUCAACCUUUGGCUCAGAUACUUCUUGUAUAAACCAUCCUCCUCUUGUUAACUCAUUAUUAUAUCAAUUAUGUAAAUAUAAAUGUUUCUUAAAAGUCAUGUGCGUGUUAAUCUUUUAUAGAAAUACUUGAUGAAUGAAAAGCUUUAGACAUUAUCCAGUAUAUCUUAUUUUUGAAUAUUUCACAUAGGGUCUGAAAUGUUUGUUUUAAAGCAGCCAUUUUUCUCACAUACAGUUAUAUGACAAAAUUAGAUAAAUAAAAUAAAAAAAUAUCUCUCAUAAAGAUAUCUGUAAGCAUACUGAGGGCAUACAUACCAGUAUACCUUACUGAAAGGACAAUAGAAUACAAAAAGAAUGUCUGCAUUUGAGCAUAACACCAACAUUCAGUAAUACACCUAAAUAAUGUUGUUCUAAAAAAAAAAAGGUUAUUUUAAAAAUGUUAUAACAAUCUACAGCAAUCUCUCUAUUGCUAAUAGGAGCUGUCAUUCAUUAGAGAUUUCAGUCACUUCUCAACCUUCCCUGACUGAAUGGGAAUGGUAUGAUCUUGAAGCUUCCUUUAUUUUUUUAUUUAUUAAAUAUUUUACCAGGAAGGAUACAUUGAGAUUUCUCGUUUCCAAAUAUGUCCUGGGCCCACAAACACUGCAUUGUUACAAUACAAUAUUACAAAAAAUAAUACAACAUACUAUAUAUAUAUAUAUAUAUAUAUAUAUAUAUAUAUGUGUGUUGAGGCCGUUUGGCCUGUAUUUGUGGAAAGGGCUGGAAUUAAACCACUCCCCUAUAUAAGGUGCAUCCCUUACCUGUCUCCACACCAUUCAAGGUCAGCUUCUGAAUGCACUUCCGGUUCAUCCAGUCGCCAUUUUGGAAUACUUCUGUGUCCCACAAGGUUUCCAUCGCUGAACAGUGUCCAGGAAUCCUUCUGCAGAUUUCUUUGGAGCAACUACUGCUUACUAUUGCCGCGGAUCACGUCCUAGUGACUACUAAACAGUAAGUAGACCUAACCGUCACGCCAGGCAACAAGGCCCAUGGCAUCAAAUACGGUUCAGGUCCUCACUUACUGUACGUGUUCGGCUAUUUCAGCACUCAAAUAUCGCUAUGUUAUAUCCGUCCGGGUUCAGCUGUUCGCUUACACAGCAUUUUCGUUGCAACGUUCGGUACUUAUAUGACAUAUAAUUAAUCGCUAAUAAUUUUGCAUACAUGCUUACGUUCGUGCGGUCAAACGCACGAACACGCUAUACAAAUACAUGUUACUGAUUCUUCAAUAUAUGCACAAGCUGGUGGACCUGGGGAACAAAUAUGGUGGAUCUGCUUUUUAUGACUACCAUAGGUCUUUUUCCACUAAAGUGUCUGGAGCUCUCUCUCAGUAUGGUACCCGUAUCAACUGGAGCAGAUUAGAUACAGAGCUGUUCUGUAGACACUUCGCAGGUCUCAAAACACCGGCUUGUGCAUCUUGUUCUUCUACCACUCAUACUACCAAUUUCUCACAUGGCAGACGACCGUAAUCAGUCACCUAUCACAAGCUACGCGGGUAGAAACGAGAAAAUCACCAGGGACAAACUGGGUCGUCCUAUCAUUUUCUUUGGUAAAUCGCAAGUGUGCAAUAAUUUAAAUGUGGGCACAUGUAGCUUUAGUGCAUGUAGGUUACUGCAUAUUUGUUCACAUUGUUUUAGGGCACAUGCGCAUACCAUGUGUCCAAAUAAAAUGUAUCCUAAACCGUACCUAACGUCUGUUAACAUUCAUGUUUUUGCAGCACUUUUAACCAAUCACCCUUCCAGACAUAUGGUAAAUUUUCUCAGAGGGGUUUCAUACAGGCAUUAUACAUAUGCCCACAGGCCAACUCGAAUGCCCUAAUUUACAAUCAGCAUAACAAAACCCAGCAGCCAUAGACACACUCCUAGCCCAAGAGCUGGCAGAAGGGUUCCUGUUCGGGCCUUUCAAAACCCCACGUUUUACGGCAUGGCGCACAAAUCCCAUAGGGAUAGUCACGGGGAAAACUUCCCUCAAACAAAGACUCAUAAUAGAUCUGUCAGCCCCUCAUACCUCAUCUACACCGAGUCUGAACUCUCUUAUUCCCUCUGAGGAGUUUUCCCUGCAAUAUGCCACUAUAGACCAUGCUAUUACAGCCAUUAUGCAAGCAGGGAUCGGAGCAUGGCUAAGUAAGACAGACAUUACCAAUGCCUUUAAGCUACUACCUAUCCAUCCCACACUAUGGCACUUACAUGGCAUAAAAUGGGCAGAUAACUAUUACUUUUUCUCCCGCUUAACCUUUGGGUCUAAAAGUAGCCCCAAAAUCUUUGACACUUUUGCGGAAACAUUGUGCUGGUUGUUACUUAAUGUGUCUAGAUGCCCCAUAGUCAUCCAUUAUCUGGAUGAUUUCUUACUGAUUGAAGCAAACUCCCUUCCCCCCAGGAGUCUCAAAGCAACUAUUAGUUUGUUUGACCACCUUGGAGUCCCGGUAUCCAACAAGAAAACCGAAGGCCCAGAUAUAAUUAUUACAUUCCUAGGUAUACAACUAGACUCUGCCUCCAUGCAGGCUAGUUUACCACAAGAAAAAAUCACAAACAUACUUUGCAGCAUUAACCAUUACAUUUUGAUGGGUAAUUGCAACUGCAAGGAACUACAAUCACUCAUAGGUUCUUUGAACUUUGCCAUGCGCAUCAUUCCUCAAGGGCGGGCUUUCAUAUUCAGACUUCUCUGUCUUUUUCCACAUUUCAAACAUGACAACUAUAGACUAUCCUUGGAUGAGCAUGCCACGGCAGACCUAUAUAUGAGGAAAGAAUUCUUGACCACCUGGAAUGGUAAAAGCUUGUUCCUACCAGAAUUGACUGACACGUCUCCAACAAUAUGGUCAGACGCGGCAUCUACCACAGGUUUCGCAGCAAUCUUAGGAAACAAUUGGCUUUGGGGUAAGUGGCCUGCAGAAGUCUUUGACUUAGAAGGCUUUUUUUACAACCUCAGCUCUUUUUGAGAUUUAACCCAUUGUAGCAGCUGCCGUGGCAUGGGGACAUUCAUGGUCAGGCUUAUCAGUCCGUUGCCACACAGACAACCAAGCAACAUGUCACAUCAUUAACAAAGGCCGCUCAUCAUCCUUAACAAUUAUGAGAUUUCUCAGGAAGCUCACGUGGUUAGCAGCACGUCACAAUUUUUACUUGGUCUGCUUUUAUAUACCAGGCAUUUCUAACAUAGCAGCUGACAGUCUGUCUCGUUUCAACUUUCAGGCUUUUCAGCAAGCACUCCCGUCAGCAGCAAUUACAGCCACAGCCACCCCUCUGUUCCAGCAGCUAACCAUGGACUAGAAAUAAUUAUGCAACAUAGCAGGGUUCUGUCCACACUGGCACUAUCAUCCAACACUCACAAAGCGUACAACAGAGCCUUCACACUCUUCACAUGAUUCCUAUCUGACCACAACAUAACGCAUCCUUUCGUCAUGACAUCCAUUAUAGCCUUCGCUUCUUUUUGCCACCUUACAUUACACUUAUCUUACAACACAAUCAAAUUAUACCUGACAGGCAUUCAACAUCACAUGCUCACUCUACAACCCAAUACACAGAGUUUCAUGUCAUCUUAUCAGGUAAAGAAUAUACUUAGAGGUAUUCAGAAAUCCGUCCCUCCACCGCUUCCACAGAGAUUACCUAUAGAUAACAACCUUUUCCAGUUAUUAUCUGACCUGUCAGACUCCAAACCUUUCCACUCUACUGCAGUCAUCAAAACGGCCAUGUACAUAGCUUUCUACGGGUUCCUCAGGCCAAGGGAAUUCACUAAUAUCACCGCCACUCAAAAAGACAGAUGUCUGCUACGCACACACAUACGCAAACACAUGGAUCACUACAUACUGGCAUUACCUCAGUCAAAAACAAGCCAGCACACACCUCCCGUGGAGAUCACCUAUUUUCCUACACACACCAAAUGGUGUCCAGUAGCAACACUGGAUUCCUAUCUUUCACUUACCUCAUCAAUAACAUCGCUACACCUAUUUUCUCUCAAAGGCUCUGUACUCACUACUGCGACUUUCAUGCGAUACAUCAGAUCUCUGUUAACCAGGCUAGGUCUUAACCCUUCACUAUACUCAGGUCACUCCUUCCGCAUAGGGGCGGCUUCCACAGCUUCCAGCGAAAACAUACCGGUACAUAUCAUUAAGUCAUUAGGGCGGUGGAAAUCAUCUGCCUACACAACCUACAUACCGAAACCUACACAAGAUUUAAGAAAGGCUUUUAAAGAAAUGUCUGGUUAAUUGUAUAAAUUGUUGACUGUAUUAAAUCUUUGAUUAUUAAAUUUUUGCCCUCUUUAUUUACAGGCCUACCGUAUCGUCGGUAUCAGCACACCACAACUGACUUUGCUCAUUUAUGCUAUCUUAUGUUCUCACUUGAACCUACUCCAUAUACGGCUAAAUUGGCCUUUACACAAAUAUAUAUAUACAUACACACAUAUAUAAAUCUAAUACAUAGCAAGUAAUAAAAUAGAGUCAACUGCAGUCAUCAAAACGGCCAUGUACAUAGCUUUCUACGGGUUCCUCAGGCCAAGGGAAUUCACUAAUAUCACCGCCACUCAAAAAGACAGAUGUCUGCUACGCACACACAUACGCAAACACAUGGAUCACUACAUACUGGCAUUACCUCAGUCAAAAACAAGCCAGCACACACCUCCCGUGGAGAUCACCUAUUUUCCUACACACACCAAAUGGUGUCCAGUAGCAACACUGGAUUCCUAUCUUUCACUUACCUCAUCAAUAACAUCGCUACACCUAUUUUCUCUCAAAGGCUCUGUACUCACUACUGCGACUUUCAUGCGAUACAUCAGAUCUCUGUUAACCAGGCUAGGUCUUAACCCUUCACUAUACUCAGGUCACUCCUUCCGCAUAGGGGCGGCUUCCACAGCUUCCAGCGAAAACAUACCGGUACAUAUCAUUAAGUCAUUAGGGCGGUGGAAAUCAUCUGCCUACACAACCUACAUACCGAAACCUACACAAGAUUUAAGAAAGGCUUUUAAAGAAAUGUCUGGUUAAUUGUAUAAAUUGUUGACUGUAUUAAAUCUUUGAUUAUUAAAUUUUUGCCCUCUUUAUUUACAGGCCUACCGUAUCGUCGGUAUCAGCACACCACAACUGACUUUGCUCAUUUAUGCUAUCUUAUGUUCUCACUUGAACCUACUCCAUAUACGGCUAAAUUGGCCUUUACACAAAUAUAUAUAUACAUACACACAUAUAUAAAUCUAAUACAUAGCAAGUAAUAAAAUAGAGUCAACUGCAGUCAUCAAAACGGCCAUGUACAUAGCUUUCUACGGGUUCCUCAGGCCAAGGGAAUUCACUAAUAUCACCGCCACUCAAAAAGACAGAUGUCUGCUACGCACACACAUACGCAAACACAUGGAUCACUACAUACUGGCAUUACCUCAGUCAAAAACAAGCCAGCACACACCUCCCGUGGAGAUCACCUAUUUUCCUACACACACCAAAUGGUGUCCAGUAGCAACACUGGAUUCCUAUCUUUCACUUACCUCAUCAAUAACAUCGCUACACCUAUUUUCUCUCAAAGGCUCUGUACUCACUACUGCGACUUUCAUGCGAUACAUCAGAUCUCUGUUAACCAGGCUAGGUCUUAACCCUUCACUAUACUCAGGUCACUCCUUCCGCAUAGGGGCGGCUUCCACAGCUUCCAGCGAAAACAUACCGGUACAUAUCAUUAAGUCAUUAGGGCGGUGGAAAUCAUCUGCCUACACAACCUACAUACCGAAACCUACACAAGAUUUAAGAAAGGCUUUUAAAGAAAUGUCUGGUUAAUUGUAUAAAUUGUUGACUGUAUUAAAUCUUUGAUUAUUCAAUUUUUGCCCUCUUUAUUUACAGGCCUACCGUAUCGUCGGUAUCAGCACACCACAACUGACUUUGCUCAUUUAUGCUAUCUUAUGUUCUCACUUGAACCUACUCCAUAUACGGCUAAAUUGGCCUUUACACAAAUAUAUAUAUACAUACACACAUAUAUAAAUCUAAUACAUAGCAAGUAAUAAAAUAGAGUCAACCAUGACAAGUGUAUUUUUCAGAAACAAUGUAGCCAAUACCAGCAGAGGCAUCAACAGUUAUUAAAUUUACUAUUCCCCAAAAAACUCUGAAUAAUUGUGUUUUAUAAACAUAUUUUGCUUAUGCAGAAAUCUUAUGAGAUUUUUAAAAAGAUUUUGGUUUGGUUUGUGUCUAUUUAUUUGCUUAAUUAAAUCAAGAUAUUCCUUGCUGAUCCUUGAUCAUCAUUUUUUAUUUAAUUUUUUUUGCAUUACAUAUUUGUUCUGGUUCAAAAACGUGUUGUUUCCAUUAAAGUGGCACUGUCACCAACUGACCUCGCCACUGAUGGUCUGGUGGUUGAGGAGCAUGCAAAGGUAAGUUCUACUUACCUGAACCUGUAGAUCGCGGGUGCCACCAUCUUUUUAUCUGCAGAUCCUCUUCAGCAUGCACGAAAGUACAGUAUUGAGGUCUACGGAGGAUCCCUGAGGCCACGUGAUCCUCCAUAGAUUAAGUCAAUUCCUUUCAACUAAGUUCCUUGUAGCCCAAUUCCUUGUGGCUGGGGGAUUGACAUUUCUAGAUGGCGGGAGCUCUGCUCAGUGUCUAGAAGAGUUAAGUGUAGGAAAUACACAGUCCAUACUUUGUCUCAGUAUAUCUCCUGGCUGGGUUAAAAUGUCAAUGAAAUUCCAAACAGUCAAAAUGAUCAUUUCAUAAAGAUUAUAUUUAAAUAAAAACCAGGAUCAAAUUGCGCCGUUUUUGUUUCUGACAAAUAUUUUCUCUCCUCAUAUUGCUGGCUAUGUGGCAUGUAAGCAGCUUUUGGGUCCUUCCGUGUUUUAGUAAAUGUUUUUUUUAUUUCCUAAUUAUUACUUGUUUGUCCUCAAGUUUGUGAUUCUUUUUUAUUAUUAAAUAGUUUUUUGCAGGUCCUUUGCUCAUAAUCAGCGAAUUACUAAAAUCAUAAAAAAUGUACAGAGAAAUUAAAAAGUAAAAUGGAAAAUGUAUUAUUUUGCUCGACUGCAGAAAAGGUGUAAAAAGCAUAAUUCUAUAAAGGGUGGAGAAACAUUUUUAUACAUAAGAAAAUGGUGCACGUGCACAAAACCAUAACAGAAGAAUAUAACAUACUUUAUGAAUAACCUAAUUUCUCUUUAUGAUUAUGAUUCAGAUGAAUAUUGCUUUGUUGCACAAGAAAUCAGACUAUUCCAAAUGGUUCACAUGACUUCUCAUAGUUGAUGUAUAGUUGUCCUUUUUAAAAUGUGUCUUGUUUAUGAAGGAAAUAAUUUAUCAGUCAUUGUUACAAACUGUAAGUGACUGUGGGUAUGUAAAGAUGCAAACGGAUCCUGGGCCUGAUGGCAGCAUAUCUCCCAACAUUUCAAAUGGCCAAAGAGGGGUACUUUAACUUAGGGCUGUGAGUAGGGGGGUGUUUACAGGUAGGUUGUUCUGAGACAUUUUAGGUGGCUAAAUGAUCAUAUAUGCAACUAAAAUGUAAUUCAGAAAAAACAAUGUAUCUUAUUUACACAGAUUUCUAAAUAGAUUUAUUGUAGUUUAAAGAUAAAUUACUGUGAGUAUUAUUGCUGCAGAGCUCUGUUAUACACUCAGACAAUAUGGAGCUCCUAGAAAAGGACAUGGGGGGGGGGGAGGGGAAGACUGACAGAGGGAUCUGGGCACAAAAUAGGGACUAUACCUCACCAGGCCACCAUCAGGGUGAUCGGGGGGGGAAAUAUAUAUAAAAGAAAUAAACAUACAUAUUUAUAGCAAAUAUUGUUAUAUAGAUACAGCUGCAAAGAGGCUAUCCCUAUCCCUCUCACUGUCAGAACCCUGUAGCCCCAAAGAGUAAAGUAAAUAAAUUAUAUCCUUACCAGUUAAAAUGGUGCUUAUUUCAAAUAAACUAUGGGCUUACAAGGAAGCAGACAGAGAUAAGCGUUCCCCAAGUAAAUAUAAUACAUUUUAUUGGCACUCGCAUUUUGGGCUUAAUCAUAUGAUUAUUUUGAAUUUUGGUCAUGUUUAUCUAACCAAAAAAAGACAGAUGCCAAGCAAAUAUAUUCGUCAAUGAUAGAUAUUGUUCUACUUUUUCUUAAUUUGUUUUAAGGCAGACCAAAUUAUUUAAAAGUAAUGAGCUCCUUGUAAUACACAAUCUGCAACUACCAAAUACAGAUUGCUAACUGAAAUACAUUGAUUUUAAGGUAUUUGAGGUUUUUUUUAUAGCUUCUUUGAUUGCACUAAAGUUCUCAUUUUUCAUUUUUUAAUGUAUCUUGCUUUUUUAAAAUAUAACAUUUAUCCAAUAUUCUGUACAAAUUACGCAAAAAGAACAUAGGUGGGUUGAUAGAUGGAUGAAUACAAUUAGACACAUGCAGGGCCGGUGCUAGGAUUUUUGACUACACAGGCAAAGAUGCAUUUUGACGCCCCCCCCCCCAAAAAUAAAAUAAAAUACAAUGCAUCUUCACCUCUGUGUCUCGUAGCCCCCUUUUGAAUUUCUUACCCCCAUUAGUGUUGCAUAUCCACUCUCUUGAAUGUCUUAUCCCUUUGGCUCCUUUGUGCCUUACACCCCCCUUUAGUGUGUCUCCUACAACACCUCUUAUGUAUUUCUUACUUCCCCGCCAGCCCCUAUCUAUCUCUCUUUUUCUUCCACAUAGACAUAGAUACAGGCAAAAAUACAUACAUACACAAACAUACAGACACACAACCAUACAAGCACACAGACAUAAUUUUUCAGGCACACAGUCACAAAGAUAUACAGACACACAGUCAUAAAAGGCACACAAACAAACACAGUCAUACAAUCUACACAUACAGGUACAUUGUCAUACAAACACAGACAUGCAUUCAUACAGACACAGGCCCUCACAGAAAUACAGACAGACAUAAAGAAACAUAGAGAUAGGCAUACAGAGACAUACAUACACAGACAAACAAAGAACCCUGCACACUGAUACCGUGUAAAUGCUCCGGCCAUCAACAGUGGUGGAUGCUCCGUGUCAGGCGGACAUCGCUGGAUCCACCAGUAAAGUCUUCAAAAGGAAUAAACGCAGGCAACACUCCAAUAGUAAGGAUGGUAUAUUUAUUGGUAGGUGAACCACCCCAUAGAAAGUGUGAUGUUUCAGCUCAUGCAAUAAGGCUCUGCUGAGCUGAAACAACGCACUUUCUUUGGGGUGGUUCACCUAUCAAUAAAUAUACCAUCCGUACUAUUGGAGUGUUGACUGCGUUUAUUCCUUUUGAAUACAUACACACAGUCAUACAGAGACAUGCAUACUGUAUGUCUCUGUAUGACGGUCUGUGUAUGUACACAGGAUGGCUAAAAGAUAGAUCCCCAUCUGUCGUGCAACUUCAACAAUGCUUUGAAAGCUGGGGCUCUACCGAUUCCCCAUGCUUGCAGUAUUGUAUUUAGCAUGGAGCAGUAUUUGUGUGUUUGACUGUAAGCAUGUGUUUGUAUGGAGUAUGUUUGUAUGAUUGUAGCGGUGUGUUUGUAUGUACUGUUUGCAUUUGAAUGCAAGCAUGCAUUUAUGUGUAGUGUUGGUUUUUGAACGUAGGUGUGUGUUUAUAUAUAAUUUUGGUGUCUGAUACAGAGGUGUGUUUGUAUGUAGUGUUGACAUUUGAAUGCAGGUGUGUGUUUGUAUGUAGUGUUGUUGUUUGCAUGCAGGUGUUUAUUUGUGUGUAGUGUUGGUGUUUGAAUGCUGAGAUAUAUGCACAUAUAAACAUACACUGCCACACACGCACACACUGUGAUACACAUACACAACGAUACACACACUGACGCACAUGCAGAUAUACAUAUACACAAACUGAUACACAUUCAGAUAGACAGACACACAUAUACAGAUACACACAAACACUGACAGACAUACAGAUAAACAUACACUGACAUACAGACACGCUGACAGACAUACAGAUACACACAUACACAAUGAUAGACAUACACAAACACACAAAGACACACAGACAUACACACACUGACAGACAUUUAGAUACACACAGACACACGGACAGAGACAUUUACAUACACACACACACUGACAGACAUAGAUACACACACACUGACAGACAUAUACAAACACACUGACAAACAUACAGAUACAGACAUACACAAUGAUAGACAUACACAAAGACACACUAACAGACAGACAUACACACACACUGACAGACAUUUAGAUACACACAAACACACGGACAUAUACAUAUACAUACACACACACUGACAGACAUAGAUACACACACACUGACAGACAUAUACAAACACACUGACAAACAUACAGAUACACACAUACACAAUGAUAGACAUACACAAAGACACACUAACAGACAUACACACACACUGACAAACAUUUAGAUACACACAAACACACGGACAGAGACAUAUACAUACACACACACUGACAGACAUAGAUACACACACACUGACAGACAUAUACAAACACACUGACAAACAUACAGAUACACACACACACUGACAGACAUGGAUACACACACACACACACUGACAGACAUAGAUACACACACACACACACUGACAGACAUGGAUACACACACACACACACACUGACAGACAUGGAUACACACAGACACACCUACCAACAGGUUCAGGAGGGUGGCUUACCUGGGAUCCAAAGUGCUGCCUGAGGUAGUUGGGAGUUGGAGGAGCUGGUCCUGCCCAGCCCCCCUCCUCUCUGCCUUCUGCUGCUCUAGUCUUCUUGGGAGGACUUCCUCCCAUGCUGAUUAGAAGGGGGGCGGUGGUAGCUCCGCCCCUGCUGGGCGCCAGCCGCGCUGUGUGCUACAGAGGGAGCAGGGAUAUGACGUUCAUAUCCCCGCCCCCUCCACACAGUCCGCGGCACUGCAGGGUGGCGCUCGGCCACACUACAAGAAGUGACCGGCAGGAGAGGGGAGCUGUGCGCUUCCCUCCUGCCGGUCACCCGGACAUUUGCGCCCCCGGGCCGGUGCGCCCUAAGGCGGCCGCCUGUGCCGCCUUAUGGACGCGCCGGCCCUGGACACAUGGAUACAUGAAUAGAAAUUCCUGCCCAUGAGAUUUCUAGAAGACUAACAUGCUUUGUGGCAAAAGGUAAAAUGUAAAUUCAGAUGGAAAUAUAACCAUUAUAUUCUCUUUGCUAAUUUGUUCUGCUGUAAACCUUAAUGCAGUUUGUUAAUUAUUUUUUUUUUUGUACCUUAUAAAGACAGGGUUUGCAGGGUGGUUAACAGGGAAAAUGGGACAUUGAGGUGAAACAAUGUUGAGAGAGGAGGAAAGGAAUAAUUUGUAGAAGAAUCAGCCCCUUUGAGUGUGAUGAAAAUGAAGGCAGAGAAGAUGAAACUCAGAAAAUGGGAAGGUUGGAAAAGUCAAUAGACCAUUGUGGAAAAGUCAAGGGGCCUGUGAUUCUUGUGUUUAAUGUAGACAUUUUAGGUGAGAGUAAAAAAGAAAAGGGGGUUGAUUGAAAUAUGAGAUAGUGUACGAAAUAUUUUAUCAGAAAGAAUAUGGUGUCUUCAUUAGGCAACUAUAUAUCAACUUGAUGUCAAGAAGAUGAGGUCAACAUUCACACUAUGAAUGUGUGAUAGUGAAAACUGAGACAGAGACCAACAGAUGACAUAGGAGAAAAUUAGAUGUGUUUAGGCAAUCGUCACGCAGUAAAUUAAAGCCAUUAAGAAUGAUAAGUGGGUAGUUAAGGUGAAGGAAAGAGAGCAUAUUAAAUAGUGCAAGUCAUCAUGGUAACAUGGGCAUGUAGAAAAAUAAGAGCUGUGGGUUUGAAAGGAGGAGAAGUGAAUAAAGGUGAUUGUGUUUUGAUGCAGGAAUCCAGGAAUAAGAUAUAAAAUAAGGCAUAUCUACCCCCAGAUAGAUGUCCAGUGUAGGAGAAAAGUGAUAAAUGUAAGGCAGGUGGGUGUUGCCAUGUUUGUGGGAAGAAUUAAUGAGUCAGUUACAUUUCAAAUUUAUAUAAAUCAAUGUGAAAUUUUUAUCACAUGUUCAAAUUCUGUGAAAAUUGUUAAAACACAAUCUUUCAGAGCUGCUGUGUCGUGUCCAAUGGAUGUUAUGUUGCAUAUAAAAGCAGGGCUUUUGUUCUAUACCAGUAGAUGUUAUUUUAACCCCUUAGUUAUCAGACUGUUUUUCAAUUUUCUUAACAUUAAGGACCAAGGCUGUUUUAAAAUUUCUGCCGUGUUUGUGUUUAGCUGUAAUUUUGCUCUUACUCAUUUACUGUACCCACACAUAUUAUAUACUGUUUUUCUCGUCAUUUAAUUGUCUUUCUAAAGAAACCAUUAUUUUCAUCAUACAAUCUAUUUUACCUUAAACAAAUUACAAAAUAUGAUGAAAAAAUAAAAAAAACACUUUUUCUAACUUUGACCCCCAAAAUCUGUUACGCAUCUACAACCGCCAUAUACACCCAUGCUAAGUAGUUUCUAAAUUUUGUCCUGAGUUUAGAAAUACCCAAUGUUAACAUGUUCUUAGCUUUUUUUUUUAUAGGGCAAUAAGUACCAGUAGCACUUUUUUUUUUCUAAAUUAACACAUUACAUUGUAACACUGAUAUCUGUCAGGAAUCCCUGAAUAUCCCUUCACAUGUAUAUAUUUUUUAAAGGAAGACAAACUAAGGUAUUAAACUUGGGAUGUUUUGACUAUUUUCAUGCAACCAUUUUACCACCAAUCUAUGCCAAAUUUAAAAGAAAAAAUAAUAAUUGGUGAUUUUUUUUGACACACAUAGCAAUUUAAGAAUAUAUGUACUGAGAACUUUAAGGAUUACUGCCAAAGAACACCCCAAUAUGUGUUCAGCAAGAUCUCCUGAGUACAGUGAUAACACCUAUGUAUAGGUGUGUCAGGUUCUCUGGGGACUAAAACACCUUAUUUGGAGGGUGCGCAUUCCAGUUUUCCAACUUAGAAUUUUCACAGCUGGUCAUGCACCCAUGUCAUGACAUUUUUAAAGUCGGCCAAUGUAAUUUAUCCCCAUCAAACCAUAUAUUUUUGAAAAGUAGAUACCCUAGGGUAUUUCAAAUGGCGGUAUUUUAACACUUUCCAUGCACUAAUUCCACCACCAGUCAUUGUCAAACGUUUUGGUAGUAAUUUUUUGUAUGUAAUUUUUAUUUCACUUUGUACUUUAGGCAUGCAUUCUCAGUUCCUGUUAUGUGUUACUGGCAAAGAACACCCCAAUAUAUGUUCAGCAACAUCUCCCGAGUACAACACUACCCCAAUAUACAGAUUUUAUGGGUUUUUGCAAACUUACAGGGGUUAAAUGUAGGGUUUUCCCCUUUUCCAUAUUUGCACAUUGAAAUUUGCCAGAUUAGUUUGCUGGGCCUAUGUUGCCUUUGAGAUCGUAUAGCAGCCCAGGAAUAAAAAUUAACCCCAUCAUGGCAUACCAUUUGUAAAAGUAGACAACCCACGGUAUUCAAAAUGGGGUAUGUCCAGUCUGCUCCAAUCUAUUACUAACAUAAAAAGCCUCUCUGACCCUGCCACAAUAUAUAUAUAAAUAAAUAAAUGUGUUGUGAGUGUAUACACAUACACACACAGACACACUUUUAUUUCCUAUGUAUCUAUAUAAUAAAAUAAUUAAAGCAUUUUAUAAUAUAUUAUACAUAUAAUGCAUAUAUAUGAUUACAUUAUAAGUGUAUUUUGAGAUAUAUGUGUAUGUAUACUAUAUUUUAUUAUUUUAUUAAAAAAAAUCUACUUUUAGGUGUCAAGGAGACUCCCUGACAGCACAGGCAGUCCCCCUGCUGGCAGCUCUAUAGACUGCUAUUGCGGCCAUGUGAUCAUGGUGAUCACAUGGCCCUGGAGAGCCACAGUGAACGGAGCUACUGCAAGGGGACUGCUGGGGUCUCGGGCAGUCCCCCCCGACCAGAAUUGCCGCGGAUCGCUGGUCCAGGUAAGUCCAGUGGUGAUUUUUGCCAGUACGUCCGCAGUCGGGAAGGGGUUAAAGAGAUUUGUGGAUAGUGAAAGAUUCAUAUUUUUUAUUCUCAUACAAUGAACUGAAUAUCCCUUUGUAUAUGAUUUUCAUAUGAUAUGGGCAGUACAGGGAAAGUGGACACAAUUUGAGUGGCAGGUCAUGACACUGGAGACUUCCUUAACCAUUUGUUAGGUGGAAGAGUUCUUAAGAAGACACAAGUCAAUCCUCUGCAUUGCAUAGUCUUUAUAUUAUGCAUGCACAUGAGUGCAUAAAGAGGUCUAAAAUGUGUUAAAAUAAGUUCUUAAUGUGUUCUUCACAUUUGAAUAUAUAUAUAAAGGCAGUGUAUGAAUAAUAUGGUAUUAUAAAUAUAUUAUCAUCUAUUUAACACCCACCUAUAUCUUUAUUUCAGCAAAGAAGAUGAAGCGGAUGACUUGGAUGAAUUUGAAACAAAGAACUUCAGAGCGACAGGUACAGAACAAAAAUGUUACCUCCUUGUAACCCUGUAAACUAGCAAUGCGUUCUUAUUUAUCGUCAUUCCAAAUUAUUUUUCAGAGAAAUUCAUCCCAAGGAUAAUUUGUUCGCAGGAUGAUGUUACUGAUGAUGAUAACGUUGAAGAGACUGAUAAUAUCAGAGAACAAAACAAUGGAUCAGAAAAUGAGCUGGAACUGUUUGUAAGUUUUUUUGGGGGGGAUAUUGGACAUGUCAUUGCUUCGAUUUUUAAUGCAAUUUUUUAUAAAUUGGACCAAUUUUCUUCCUUUUCAUUUAAAUGUGUUUUUGAAAAGAUAAAGAUAGAUUUUUUUUUUCUUUUCUAUUUCACUUCAGUCAUUGUUGGAAGUUUUUUUUAUUGUUACUGGAUUUUGUAUACUCCAAGAUUAAUUUAGCAUUUAUACAAAACACGGGCUUUAUUGUGUUGUGUAUAAUAGGCACAUUCAACUUAUUCUUACUAUUUAUUUGGUUAAUAUAAAAUGGUUCUAUUGUUCAGUUUAUAGUUUUUAGUGCAUUGUGAAUUGUGUUUUUUUUUUUUUAGAUCAUAUUUUGUUCCGUUUUAUGCUAAUUACCAUUUCUUUUCAUUCCAUUUCCCUGUCAUUGAGUAACAAUGAAUUAAAUUUCAAUACUAGAUGAGAACAGAUAUGUAAACACAGAUAGAAGUUGUUUUUUUAUGAUUCAGUGCUAUAUAACAGAUACUUUAGUGUUAAUAAUAGGCUGCCAUGCCCUCUGUCUUCCAAAAUCCUUCAGCGCACAUUCAAGGUACCUUUAGUAGAAUGCUUUCAAUAUUUAGAUCUCUGUCCAUUUUGCAAUCAGAGGCUAUUCAGAUCUAUGUUUACUACUGUAUUCAAAAUCCAUCGGACCUAGUCCUUCGCUAAACAUCAACUUCAGAGCUCACAAAGUUGUUGUUUUUUUUGUUUGUUUGUUUUUUAACAUUCAACAACAAUAAUGGGGGUUUAGUUACAGUAUCUGAUCAAGCAGCACCAUUAAUUAUUACCGUGAGCUAAAAAGCUAUUUAAUUUAAAAAAAAUAUGCUAGCUAUAUAAACCUGCCCAAGAUCUGACCUUGGUUAUCUCCAGUGAGUGAAUAUUUACGUAGGUAGCCAUUACCUAAACUGCAGAGGAUUUUCUGACUAUUUAAUAACAGGUGUAGUAAGUAAAACAUUUUAUUUCAUUUACUGUUUGUUUACACAUGCUUGCGUAAAAUACUAUGCAAUCGAUACAUACAAAAUAAAAAUCAUAUAGAUAUAAAGACAGAGUAUUAGUAUGCAGGAGUGGCUAACAAUGCCAAAUGUUUCAUAACAAACUAAUAAUCACAUUUAAACAUUUAAACGAGCAAAUGUUUAAACACAAGACAUCCAAGGCAAGUGUACAAGUUCAGAAUGAUCUUAUAACCUCUAUUAGUGUUUGACACCAGAUUGAUAUAUCAGCUCUUAAUAUUCUAAUUGGCUUGGGUAUCACACAUAUGUAAUAAAGACAAAAUUGUGCCUCGUACCAUCUACCAGAUAUGCUUAAUAGGAGAAACAAAGAAAUAAUGUAAAUAUCGGAAAGUAUAGCAUAGCUAGCAUAUGAACAUACUUACCCUGCGUAAGUGAUCAUCAUAUACGACAACACAAGAAAUCUGAAACCAGAAUUAUGCAUUGCAUCCCUCCACGCAGUUGGUCUUUUAACCACUUCAUGACAAAUGAAUGUCAUACUAAAUGGGAUUUGCCUAACCCUUCGUCAUGAAGAAGUUAAAUGUGCAUCACUGCUGUAAAUAUCUGCAAAGUGCUUCAAACUUCUACCAGACCUGUUAUAGCAUUAUGUGUGCCGGGUUAAGAAUCUACAAUGUACAGCGCUAUGGAAUUUGCUGGUGCUAUAUGAAUAAAAUAAUAAUAAUAUUCAUAGUUGUUGAUUUUGGUUUGUCAUAGCUUUGUUAGUGCAGUGAUUAAUGUUUGCAGAUAUUGCAUCUGUAAGGUUUAUUUGAUUUUGCAAAGGCUCCAAAACAGUUUAAAAAUAAAUAAAUAAAUAAAUUACUGGAUUAAAUAUGUACCAACCUAUACGCAACCUGCUGAAACAGCAAGGAGAGCACUAUAUUAAUGAUAUCAGUUCUAGUCAGCAUGCUGUAUUUAAUAAUUGCCUUUUCUGCAAACCCACCAUGCACUCUAACGUCUCUCUUUUCUAACCCCAUUAUACCAUGUCUUAAACAGCAAGGAAGAGACUUGCUGAUGCACUUUUUACUGACAAUAUUAUAUGCUGGUAUGAGGCCACACUGGUAGGUGUUGUUCCAGAAUAUUGUGGCUGUGUUUUUUUUCCAAUUUCUAUUGUUGUAGCCUGCCAUAGAGGUGUAGCUUGAUUACUGGCACCAGAGCAGGUUAUAUGUUGGCAUCCUCCACACAAAAUUGUAAAUUGUUUUGUGUGUUGAUCAGCACCCCACCAUUACCCUAUUGUAUGUAUCUACUAACCACACGUGUGUGUCUUUCCUAGUCCCUUUUUACCCUCGUGCCCAGUUAUGGUCCCCUUAGAUGGUAUGAACCUAUUAUGAGUGUAAACACACAUUCAUACAUAAAUUCAUAUACAUAUAUUUGCAAACAAAUAUACAGACACUUGAGCCUUUCUUUUCCUACCAAGAGUGGAGGCUAUACUUUGUGUACUCCCUGCCCCCUGUCAUUCUGGGCAGACCAUGUCGAUCCCCAUUUCUAUGAUACUGGCUUGCCAUUUGAACAUCACCAUCUUUGCACCUUCACACUUCUUAGCUAAAGUGAUCUACCAGUACUACAAUUCAGUAUAUUACUGCCAAUAACAUUACUACUGAAUAUAUUGGUUCUGACAACGAAUAGAACUCUUAGUAAAGCUUUUGUUUUCUAUCCAUACUUUUCUCUGCAGUAGAUAUCCUAGAACUAUCAAAGAAAUCCCAGUCUUUGGGCUUCUACUAAUGAAGUCACUAUAUUACAUUAACCGUUUUGCAUGUAGUCUUGAAUCUUGAUUUGAUCUUGCAACCAUAAUAAUAAUAUUAAUAAUAAGUAAAACAAUCAACAGAGCAGCUAACAGGUUUUGAUUGCUUUUUUUGUGUCAAAUUCUGAAUUUGAAGGACUCUUGUCAUAUCAUGUAUAAUUCAGCAAAUGUUGGACCUACUGUAUCACCAGCCCUUCUUCUUGUGUUAAGCAGACUUGCAUCUGAAACCUUAAUGCCUUUUAUGAGUGUGAAUUAAAGGAGAUCAUAAAACACGUCAUUUAAACUCAAUAAUCAAAAACUAAAAGAAUGCGUUGGGUAUAACUGUACUUUCAUCAAAGUGGUUAGAACAAAUAGAAAGCUACAAUUUCUGUGGAAAUUGUGUGAAGUGUUCUUGCCUCCACCUGUAGUCUACAACUGGAGUGGGCGAAGUAACUGUUAUCAUUUAUCAUGUCCUGAUUUUUCAGCUUUUGCCAGCUCCCACUCUAGCUUUGCCAUUCAUUCCUAUGGGACAAAUUGCGCCACAAAAACGACGAUAUUCCAUGAACCAUUCGGCGAAACGUUCCACAAAGUAAUAGCAAUCCGAUCGGGAACAAUCUGCACGUUUUGGUAAAUUUUGGUCUAUGUAGUGUAAAAACUGUGGGAGGAGUUAGGGUGGCAAAUUUGGCUAUAAUAAGAAUAAUAAUAUAUAUGUGAGAUAACAAUAAGUGGUCUUGCUAUGCAAGAACACUUAAUAUAUAUGUGAGAUAACAUUAAGUGGUCUUGCUAUGCAAGAACACUUAAUAACUAGAAAAGCUACAAUUUCUGGGGAAAUUGUGUGAAGUGUUCUUGCCUGCACCAGUAGUCUACAACUGGAGUGGGCGACGUAACUGUUAUCAUUUAUAAAACACAUUUAAUUGCAACGUUGUUGCACAGUUACAUUAAACCAUACAUUUAUAAAACAUUAGCAGGUGUUCAAAAGGCCCUGUCUAUGACAUCACUUGCUGCUGCAGCCUGACACAGGUCAGAGUAUUUUGACGGUUGCCAUCUUCAAACGGUCGUAUCUUAAAAACUAUAACUCCUACAGCGAAGAGCUUUAUAUUGUGAGAAUCACAAGACCCAGACCUACAUUUUGAUGCAUAGUAUGUCUCAGAAGUAUUAAGAAUGAAGGCACAGUCGCAGUUUAGAAAUUGCACUUCAAAUUUGAGCUUUGCAGAGUGAAGUUUCAAUGAAAGUCAAGGGACGGCGUUAGUUGCAAACAAAUGGUAUAUUGUGAAAACUAUCAGGACUAUGGCUUAGCCGUUGACAUGUUUAGUGGCAGCAGGGAUAGCUGAACAUUUUGAUAUAAGAUUUGUGUAGGUGGGCCUGAAAAUAAGGUAGUGGUGGCAGUUUAGAAAUCAUGUCCUGAUUUUUCAGCUUUUGCCAGCUCCCACUCUAGCUUUGCCAUUCAUUCCUAUGGGACAAAUUUCGCCACAAGAACGACGAUAGUAAUAGCAAAGUAAUAGCAAUCCGAUCGGGAACAAUCUGCACGUUUUGGUAAAUUUUUGUCUAUGUAGUGUAAAAACUGUGGGAGGAGUUAGGGUGGCAAAUUUGGCUAUAAUAAGAAUAAUAAUAUAUAUGUGAGAUAACAAUAAGUGGUCUUGCUAUGCAAGAACACUUAAUAAUAGAUAUGUGAGAUAACAAUAAGUGGUCUUGCUAUGCAAGAACACUUAAUAAACUACAUUUGAAUGCACUGUGCAGUGCAUUCUGAUCACCUGGUCUUUCAACAUUUUAUGUCUUCUAAGAAUAGAGUGUAGACAGAGAGUAGAUUAAUGUAAAGUGUGACCUACUCUUUGAUGAGAUCUUCUAGGAGAGGUCUAUAAGGCUUUAUGUAAGAUAACGUAAAAAAAAAUGUUUUCUCCUCACAUAAUUAUGACAUUGCUAGAAAUAAAUCAGGAUACUACUAGGAAAAUUAUGAAGCAUUUCUUGCACAAAGACAGUGUCAGUUUGUGCCACAAACUUGUUAUAUUAGAUGUUUCAUACAGACAGUGACAAAAUUGAUAUAAUGUUGCUGGGUUUGCCAUGAUUGGUGAAGAAUUCUAGACAUUUGUAAAACUCCCCAGGGAAAGUGAUUACCAGAACAGUCAGCCCCAGUGAUCACAUACCUUAAUUUAAAGCAGAUCUGUAACCUUCUGGAGUCUUUUCAUAUUUUGCAAAGACACUUUAUGGUGACAUUGCCACUUGGUUUAAAGUCCCCCUGUGUGAAGGUAGUUUUUAGUUACCUGAGGCUGUCCCUUGUAGCCUCCACCAUCUCCAUCUAGGGGGUCACCUUCAGCUCCUGGUUCUUUAUCUGCCAGGAACCCAUGUCAGUACUAUACUCUAAAGCAUGUGCUAGAGUACAACACUGAUGUCUAUGUAAGAUGCCACGAGACAGCAGGAGGCUUCAUAAACAAUGCAAUAUUCCUCACAGGUGUGACACUAUGCUUUUUGUCAAUCUUUGUCAAAUACAUAAGAUAAAGUAGCAGCUACUUUGUCUUUACAAUAUAUUUUGAAGGUGCUUAAAUUUAAUUGCAAUUCCAUUUUUUUUUAAUGGGGGGCAGGGGGAGUGACAGAGCUUUGUUAAGCUUGUACAUUCUACUAGUAAGAAACAUGUAAACAUGUACCAUGCUAUUACUGGACUUUUCAGCACUGAGAUUUUCCACUAAAAGCACGAAGGAGAUCUUACAAGCAUAGGGUCUCUGUGUUUCCUCCUGAUCAUAUCCCACAAGUAAAGCUGUUGGUUGCAACAGGCAAUGUUAACAUCAUCUGUCAGUAGCCUGGCUGCCUUUGUAUUGAAGAAGCCCACCAAUAAUGCCAGAUUGGCUUCUGGGUUGUUUGAUCCCGGUUAUGACGUGCCUUAACUGAUAGCAAUAUAUGUGAAUAAAAAUACAGCAAAAUCUGGUGUACUCCUUUUGGUUUACUAGGAGAUGUUCUGGGAGUAAAUACCGACCGUAAAAUAGAGUUAUUAAAUGGAACACCCUCAGUAUAAGCUAUUUGAGAGUAGCUUUAGUUGUUUAUCAGGUAAAUACAAUACACCUUAUCCAUGGAAGAGCUCACUACAAAAUUUAGUGGCUCUAUGCGAGCUACAUACACAACAAGAUCUUUCGUGGUGUACCUUCUUGGCUCAGGCCCCCUAGGUCGAACACACCAGCCACACAUUUAUUAUUUUUUUAUUAAUCCCACUUUCUUGUUUUUUUUUAACAAACCUUCUCUGUUUCUUGCUCUCCUCCCUCACUUUCGAAGUUUAUUCGUAUCUUUUUUUCUCACUUUUUUCUUCUUAAAUUUGAAGAUAUUUAUUUUAACUUUCCUUAUAAUCCAGGUCCAACAAAAGCCUUUUCUAUAAUUAAAAAAUAAAAUAAACCUAAAGGUUCUCUCUUUAUUGCAAAAAUGGUGUCCCUGUCCUUUGGUCUAUUUUUAAUGUGUUUGCAGGGCAGUCACCAAGGUUGGCUCAUCUUUUGUUUUGGAUGUACAUCGAGUCCCAUGUCUGUGAUUAGUCGAUUCAACCUUCAUUUUAUGUUCUCUUCGUUAAGAAUGAACUAGCCAAUAAAAAUACUCCAAAUACCAUAUCUAAGAUAGAUGAAUGUUAUACCAUGAUGGAAGCAAAGUACUGUUGGGGCUACUGUUUUUCUGCAAAAUCGAUCAAUCAAUUAAUCAAAAUUGCAACAGUAAAAUAAAAAAUUAAAUUGACAUAGCUGUAAUUAGAUCCUAUAACACCAAGGGCUUACAGUUAAGUAAUACUCACCUGACUUUAGAAAUAAUUUUUUUUAAUUAACACAGUUAAACAUUCCACUGUUUUACAUUAUACAAAAAAUACAAUAUUCGUAUUUUAUAAUACAAAUAUAAUACUAUAUUAGUAUCUAAUAAUAUAAUAUGUAGUAAUACUAAAUUGGAAAUGUUGUAGCCAAACAAUAGGCUUUUUGUCUUGUGAGUGGCUUUGUAUAUUUAUCUAGACUCAGUGAUCCAUUCACAACCUUUUUAUAUGGUUGGAAGAAGCUUUUUGAUAUAAUUCUUACAAUUAUAAAAGACCUACACUGGAGUAUAGGAAUGUACUAUGGAACUAAUCAUUAUAGCCAACAUGGCUGGCUGCUGGACUUGUGAUCCUUUUGUUGACAAAUAGAUUAUUUACUAUUUGCAAUGACAUGUACAGUCAUCUAGAGGCCAUAAACUAUACAGAAUCCAGUGAAUUUUCUAAAAGAAAAUAACAUAGGGGACUGUUACUAAAAAAGUAGAUACAUAUCUGGAAAGUUAUAAAGGUCUUUUUUUUGCUGUAACUGCCCCACAUUUCUUUUAGAUCCUAUGUGAGCAAAAAAAUCUUUUGAACUAGACAAUUAAUUAAAUGUCAGAUGUCUAAUGUUAUAUGUUGCAUUCUAGUCCUUGUCACUUACAAUCUAUAGGUUGCACUAAAAGAUCUUUUUUAUAUGCCUGCAUAUUGGAUGUUAUAUAUCUAAACCCAAAGACAUGUUGCGCAGUAAUAAUACCUCCAUUAGUUAAAUAUCAUUACAACGACCACAGUACUCUUUGUGGGAACAGAUAUAAUACAAAGAGAAUUAAAAGGAAUUAACAAUAAAACAAUAAAAAACACUGAUAUAUGAAAAUGGAUAAGUAUUAAGAUAACAAAUACCUUGCCAAAUAUGAAUUUAUUAAAAUUUUAUACAGGAGUAAUAUGUUCUCUUUGGCAAUGUUUUUUUCUUCCGAUUUUAGAACUAUUAAAAUUUGUGAAAGUUAGUUCAAAAUGUAUGUACUGGAAAAUAUUUAUUUUGCAUUCCACAUGCAUUUGACUUUUUUGUAUAGUCCGUUAAAUGUAUAUGGUGUUUUCACUAUUUUUGGCAUGUAUAAAAAAUUAACAACAAAACACUUAAGACUUCUUAAGAUUCACUUGUAAUCUACUCUAUCAUAUAUGGUCAUUUAAUAUAAAAUUAAGAGUGGAGGAGUCAAUAUAAAAAGUUGCCACUAGAAAUGAAAGAUUGUUCGAAUAUGGAAGUCUAUAAAUCAUGAAGCAGACUCUGAAGAAAAAUAAUAACAUUUGUUUCUUAUUAAAAGCUUCUUACUUUUUCUCUUUCUGACCCCAUUCUAAGCAGUUUGAGCUUAUUUGCUAUUUGUGGUUGUAAAAAGAAUUAAGUACAAAUGUAGCAUCUUCAUUUUUUUUUUGUUCUGCAACAAUUUCUAAGUAUUAUUUAUUAUAUAAGUAAAAAAUAAAAUAUUUUCCUUUAACAUAUUUUGUAUAUAUCAACACUAAAACUGUGUUUAACUCUUCUAAAAAAACAAAAUAUAUCAAAAGGGCACAGGAUGAAGUUAGAAAGAGCAAAGUACGAAUACUUCUAUCCUAAAUGCAUUCUGAUACUGCCAACAUGUGAUAUAUUGGAGUAUAUUAUCACUCUCUUUUUUCGAAUAUGAACAUGUCUCCUUUCUCACUCCUUGUCUUGAAUUAUUAUAUACUUUUUUAUUUAUUUUUAUUAUACAUGUUUGAAAAUACAAAUCAUACUCCUACCCAUAUGCUGAUUGUAUAUGUGUAUAUAUAUAUAUAUAUAUAUAUAAAUAUGAGAAGGAAAAAAAUGGCACUCAAGGAUUUCCAUAUAUUUAAAUCUUCAUUUAUUGCGAAGAAUAAAUCGACGUUUCAGUUCCUCUAGGGAGCCUUCAUCAGGACACAAAAAAAAAAUCAAAAAACUGAAAGACACUUAUAUAGGACAUACAAUUAAUACAAAUGGGUACUUACUCUCAGGUGAUCUGCAUUUUUGUUUGCCGCCGGACCCGCCAAGAUCGCCAACUCCAACAACAAUACUUCCGGGUUUGUAAUCACCUGGCCCUGAAGAACGUCUCCAUUGGACCGGCCAAACAUGUUACUGGGGCAACCAUAGACACCUCCGUCUCAUUGGUUACACCCCUAUGUACAGAUGCCGGUAAGGGACAAAAAAUACACUCUAAUUUGAUUGUAUAAGAACUUUGGCAUGGCAAUCAGAGCGCGUCUCAGCGAAUGGAAGAAACACAAUAAAUUAAGGAGUCUAUUUACCACAAAAGAGUCACAUCAUGGGGAAAGUUUGAAAGUGAUUAAAGAAGCUUAAUACUGGGAGGUGUAAGAAUGAGUGAAUGAGAAGAAACUUGUAUAGAUCAAGCUUAAGUUAAUAUGCAAAUAUAUGAUCCCCUAUUUAAACAUUCAAAGGGAACAAUGUGUUUAUGAAAACUCAGAGAAAGUCCUGUACACACAAUAAACAUGAUGGUGUAUAGUGACAGGCAAGACAUAUAGAACUUGACGCAUUCACUGCCGGACAGAUUUUGUUAUCUAUAAAUUGACGCGUCCAUUACAAUUACAUAGGCAAAACAGAAACGGCUCUUUGCGAGAGAAUAAGAAGCCUCAGGUCCAGUAUCCGGCUUUCCUACCGUGAUGGCAAAUCGGACAAACCAGUGGCCAGACAUUUCUUAGAAUUUCAGCACCAACUUACUUCUCUUCAAUGUGUCGCAAUUGAGCAUAUUCCCAUUCCGGGCCAUGGAGGUAACAGAGCAAGGCUUUUAUUACAAAGAGAGACCUACUGGAUUUGCCAGUUGGGAACCUUAUCACCCAAGGGCUUGAAUUAAAAAUGCUCAUUUUCAUCUUUCUUAUAAUUUUAUACGUUGCCAUGGUAAAUUAAAAAUUAUGAAUAAUAUUUUCUAUCUUGGAUUGUGUAUCAAAGAGGUAUAUCGUCAAGCUCCCAGUUUAUGACUUGGAUAUAUAGGAUCAACUUCUUUUGUAGUCAGUUUUCCUUGUGCUUACGAUCAAAAAUUAUAUGGUUUUUUUUUUUUUUCUUUUAUUAUUUUUUUUUUAUUUCUCAUUUUCACAUUCAUUUUUAUUUUUUUAUCUUUUAUUUAUUUCUUAUUUUUAUUUCAUUAUUUUUUUAUUAUUCUAUUAUUUUUUCUUAUUUUUUUUUUUUUGGUACCGUUGACUGACUUUUAAUCUAUUUUAACUUUUUCUUGUAAUAUUUGUAUCUAAGUGGGUUCUGCUUCCUGGUGGAAUAUAUCUUAGGAGUAUAAUUAAGGGGAUCUUAUUGAUUCACAUAUAGUUUAUUCUUUAUACAGAGUAUCCCUGAUGUUGGGAACUAUAACAAAUAUACACAAUUAUCUAUUAUUCUUUUCCACUAUUUAGUCAUUUUGUUUGCUCACUAUAAUUCUAUAACUCACUGAAAUUCUAAGAAAUGUCUGGCCACUGGUUUGUCCGAUUUGCCAUCAUGGUAGGAAAGCCGGAUACUGGACCUGAGGCUUCUUAUUCUCUCGCAAAGAGCCGUUUCUGUUUUGCCUAUGUAAUUGUAAUGGACACGUCAAUUUAUAGAUAACAACAUCUGUCCGGCAGUGAAUGCGUUGUCGAAUUCUAUGUCUUGCCUGUCACUAUACACCAUCAUGUUUAUUGUGUGUACUGGACUUUUUCUGAGUUUUCAUAAACACAUUGUUCCCUUUGAAUGUUUAAAUAGGGGAUCAUAUAUUUGCAUAUUAACUUAAGCUUGAUCUAUACAAGCUUCUUCUGAUUCACUCAUUCUUACACCUCCCAGUAUUAAGCUGCUUUAAUCACUUUCAAACUUUCCCCAUGAUGUGAUUCUAUUGUGGUAAAUAGACUCCUUAAUUUAUUGUGUUUCCGUCCAUUCGCCGAGACGCGGUCUGAUUGCCAUGCCAAAGUUCUUAUACAAUCAAAUUAGAGUAUUUUUUUUGUCCCUUACCGGCAUCUGUACAUAGGGGUGUAACCAAUGAGAUGGAGGCAUCUAUGGUUGCCCCAGUAACAUGUUUGGCCGGUCCAAUGGAGACGUUCUUCAGGGUCAGGUGAUUACAAACCUGGAAGUAUUGUUGUUGGAGUUGGCGAUCUUGGCGGGUCCGGCGGCGAACGAAAAUGCAGAUCACCUGAGAGUAAGUACCCAUUUGUAUUAAUUGUAUGUCCUAUAUAAGUGUGUUUCAGUUUUUUAAUUUUUUUUGUGUCCUGAUGAAGGCUCCCUAGAGGAGCUGAAAUGUCAAUUUAUUCUUCACAAUAAAUGAAGAUUUAAAUAUAUGGAAAUCCUUGAGUGCCGUUUUUUUCCUUCUCUUAUGGUUCAGCCACCAGAGCACCAGGUAUUUUGUUUUUGUUAUAGUUGGAGUGCAGGGGUUUUCUAUAUUUAUAUAUAUAUAUAUAUAUAUAUAUAUAUAUAAUUUUCUUAUUUUAGUGGCCAAAUAUAGAUAGAUUAUUUAUUACUCAUUCGGUGUCAGUCAAUAUAAUAGUGGAAACAGUUAUAAACUAUAGCAGGGUUAAAUCUAAAGGAUUUUAUGAUACUAACAUAUGAUGAAAUCAUUUGGGCAAUUCUCUUUUUCCAGACUUUGACAGAUAUACUCCUCCACGUAGCCAUCAUCCUACUUGCUUUACUGACAGUGUUGGAAAUACCAUUUCCAUGUGAAAAUGUAAACCUCUACUUACAAAUCCAGUUUUCAAGAGAAUGCAGUAACUCUAACUUACCUAAUAUAAGAUAGAAACAGAUUAGAAUUUCAAUGAUCAAAUGUUUCUUCUCCACCUCUUAAUGUGUCAAUUCGAAUUAAAACCUAAAGUGUGUGUAUGCUACAAGUAGUAAAAGGGCUGAACUCCGAUUAAAUACUACUUUGUUAAUCAAAGCCUGGGAAAAUGAUGCUAAAUAAUUGUAAUACACAAUUUCUUUGCUACUACCUGAAUAAACUCUUUCUACUUCAAUCAUAUACCAUGGGAUUGUCUGACAAGUGUACGUGUGUGUCAUAUGUUAUCUACUAAUCAAAUAUAUCCAAUCUCUCUUUUAUUUUGUUCUCUUCUAUAACGUGUAGGUAGAACCCAAAGCUCCAUUUAAAUUUUUGAUAUUUUAAAAUAUUAAUAUCUAAUAAAUUAAAUAAAAUUUAACUAUGAAGAGGCACAUGUUGUGCCUGCCAAGUUGCCUUCAUAUUUUAUUUAAUUUUCCAGUAUUUUAGGUUUCUGAAGUAUCAAGUUUAACUCAGGAUAACUUUGAAUCCCUAAAUUAGGUUUAGCAGGAAUGACAAUCACACACACUAUUACGAUGAGUUUAAGGUAUUCAUUAGUCCAUAUUAUCCAUAGUAAAUGGUUCCGAUAUGGGUAUAUAACAUUUUUUUACCAUUUUCUUGGAUUUUAUUUUAAAUAUGUAUAUUUUUAAGAUAUUUGUAAUUUAGAUUUGUUAUUAGUAUACUUUAAUGACUUAAACAAUGAAACCGUACUAACCCUUGAAAUACAGCCAUUCUGGAGGUUUGAAACCCACAGGCAUUAGCUCACAAGACAGCUGAGCAGUUGACAAGUAGCAUGAACCUUAUGUUAGAAACAGAAGAAAUUGUAAGAUUUGCAUAUAAUUACCGAGAUCAUGCAAAUGUCAGUUAUGAAUAUAAAAAAACACAGGCAUUUCACUGUUAAAUCCUGACAGUUGGCAUCACUGAAAAGCUCAAAUGCAUUUGAGUGCUAGUUGGCAGAGGGUCAUUAAAAUAGAAUUUGCAGAUACAUUAACACUCUCACUUCUCUUUGAGUGAUAGUUUUCUAUUUAUAGUUUGCACAGAGUUUCCAGAAAACAUUGUAGCAAGAUGACUUGUAGUUGGCUACCACAUAAAAAUUGCAUACAGAAGUAUGGGGACACUGAGGCUUUUUUAAUUGAUUUGAAGGAAGCUAUCAAUAACUAUGCAUAAAGUCGAGAUAGAAAUGAUGGUUGUGACAUGUGAGGAGCAAGACAGAGACUGUUGUACAAUUUUCAUAAGAGCGACAGUCAGCAUCUUCCAUACAGCAAAUUAACCGUAACUAAAAAAAUAUAUAUAUAUAUAUAUAUUUUUCCCAUAAUUUGAUAAACUUCACAAAACCAACCCAAUACAGCUGGAACGGUCUAAAGAUACAAUUAUGAGAUUUCUUCCCAUUGCAUUAGCAUAAAUAUCAUCUGUUACGGGUUUCUGCUGUUUUUGCCACAGGAUAUAGAUUGUCAUUUUAUACAGGCAUGGUGCCUCUUCAGAAAUGAUAUAAGACUAAUCACAAUUUUUUAUUUACCCAUAAAAGAUGUAUUGUGUUUUACCUUAGCUUCCUCAUAUGUAUUACUUUUAAUUGUGAUUAUAUUAACAACAAAAAAAAAAAAAAAUAGGCCAUAGACUUUAAAAUAUUAAAUCUUCAGCUGAGUCUUUAUAUUUAAUUUACUAAUGUUUAUUGAUAUUUACAACAGUUCUGUUUGAAAUUCUACCAGUUAUAUAUUGAGGAAAAGACAAGUAGAUACAUAACAAACUUUAUGUACAAACACGUAAAUACAUACAAAACUUUGAAAAUGUAAUAAUUUAUUUUUAUUUUUUUGGUAAAUACAAUAUUCAGUAUUUAAUCAUUUAACAAACAUUUUGGGAAAUCAUUAAACAAAAUAUAGAAUAGGCCUUCAGCUCAUAAAAUCACUAAUCAUCACCAUAUUAAUAUACUACCCAAGUGAGAGUAAUAUAUUUAAAAUGACAAAAGUAAGUAGGAAUUUGGAAUAUUGUAUAUAAAUUGCAAGUAAGUGGAUUGUUACAUUACAAAAGUAUUGGAAAUCUAUGUAUUGUUAGAUAAAAGUAAAAUUUUGAAAUGUAGUAAUAGAAACUAAUUAUUGAACACUCUUUUCAACUAUUUGUUCUAAUUUGUUGUGAUCCGCACACAUUCACAAAAAUAUAGGAAUUGUUUUGCUCUCAUGUCAACAAUUGUGACAUGUCAUUUUAGUAAUGCUAAAAGAUAGAGUAUAAUGUAAUAUACUCAAUUGUUUAUUGCAUACAAAUUGUUUUGUUGAAGUGAUAGUAUCCUUGGAGAUAACAUGUGAUAAUAAGUGAUAUUAAUGUCUUUUUUACUCUUGAAAUCAUACAUUGAUGGGAGAAAUGGCAAUGGUAUACCGUGUGGAACAGUGUGAUUUGAUGGAUAUUAUUGUAGUAAUGGACUAGGUGUAAGAGGAUCGUGAAAAAAGCAUCUUCUUACGUUUUCUGGCUUUAUUAAUGUUCUAUAUUCAGGACUAGUACAGCUAAAACACAUUUAGCACCACAUGUAUUUAACCUACUUUACUAAUCUGGAAUUAGAAAUCAUGUUGUCUCAGUUUCAUAACAACUUAGGUCUAUCUGAAGAAAUUAUCACAUGCUGAUAUUUCAUGAUUACAUUGUUAAGUUAAAUGUGCCAAUGUAUAAUUUUAAAACCAUAAAAUAAUCAUUUUAUAUUUACUGUUGAUCACCAACUUUUUCUUGACCUUCUCUAUUCCAUACGAAUUUGCGCUAAAGCCCUUGUUUGGUUCACUUGGUAACUAUCCAAUCAAGAAAUUUCUGUUUCCUUUUCUGACAAUUUAUUAUCCUCACUUUUACUCUUAACCAUGACCUUCUACCCUCUUCAGUCUACAACCCAUAACUUGAUUAUAACAUGUUUCAUAAUUUUCACAUUCAAUCACAUAUUCUUGCUGCCUCCAUCUAAUAACAUUGCCCAGAGAUGUUCAUUUCAUAACCAGCAUUAAAAAAGGAUGUGUAAUUAACUCGCCAAUCUUCUGCAUUCUUUCUCUUUAUCAACCUCCCGAUAACCACUUGACUAAUGUCCAGUCUUUACUAGUCACCGCAGAGAAAUUUCUUCUCCAACUUGACUUCUUUUACAUCCCUGUUUUUGUAACAAACUAGAUUUACUCAUCCUACCCACUCUUCUUGUGGCCUAAGACUCUUUACUUCUCUUAUGAAAUCCUCCUCUCUAGCCUGAACAACAUUGAGACAUUAAGUCCAUGUGUCCAUGAGAUGAUCCAACAAGAUCCUCAAGAAACACAUCAAUCUUACAAAGAAUGUCAGCACAGUGAGCCAGGCAAAGGAACACUAAAUGACAGAUAAUAAAGAACAAUAUUUGGUGAUGAAUUCAGUUUAGCGUGACUAUCCAGACACAAACACAGUAACCACUAAGAUAAAUAACACCUGUCAGCAGACCACAAAAGGGCACGAGGUCUGCAUACACCAGAUAUUUUUAAGUAGUGAGGAUAGGGUGUUCUACACAGAAUUAUAUGCUCUAUGGGUUGGGAGGUUUUAUUUUUUUUUUUAUUCUCAGCCUUACUUUAAUAAUACUUAAUUUGUAAUGUUAAACCAAAACUAAUACUAUGCCAAGAAAUCCCAGAAGGACAUAACUGCACAUAACUGAUCAGGUCAUUGCAAAACGAGCACACUGAAAUAGGUUGGGUAUCUGAAAAAGUAAAUAUUGUCUGAGCUUGUUGGCACAUAUUAGGAGAGUUGUUAAAACACUUUUACUGAUCAGAUGUGUCUCGGGCAGGGUGGCAUUUGUCUAAAAUUAAUCUUAGUAUAAACAGUUAAUGUAUUACAGUAUGUCUUAAACUUUCCAUAGCCAUGGUCACUGUUGGAACUCAAUAUGGAAACCCAUGGUUUCCUUACCAGGAUUGAAUAUAUCUAGUCUACAAGUAUGGGCUCAAAAUUUCCACUAGCCCACUCACCAAUGUUGAAUGGCCUGAAUAUAUAUAUAUUCCAGUCUAGUGAGUAUACCAUGGGUUCCUAACUAUUUAUAAGGAUGAUCAGUGCUGUUUAAAACCAGCUGAUUAUUAAGAGCGGCUGUAUCAAAAAUGGAAUAUAAUAAUAGAGUGUAGAUAUUGUAGAAAUGUGGCUGUUGGCUACCAAUGAGAACUUCAUAUGAUACAAUACCCCUAAUAGAAUAAAGAAAUUGCAAGUAAGUUUCUUUCUGUUUCUAAUCUAUGUAGAGAUGCACACAGAGACACUUAAAAAUGAUAAGCUAAGUUAAUAAGAAAAAAGUUAUAGCAUAUUAACCCUCUAACUUCACUGAGAAUAACGUUUGAAUUCAAAAUUACAAGAGGGCCGCUCCUCGGGCUGCUACUCUUUCCGUGACCUAUUGAUAUAUAGUAGGAGUGAUUUUGUGAGACUAAUAUCUUAGGACUUGAUAGUCAGGGCCCUGUAUAUACAAUUUCUUUAUACUGACUUGAUGUUCUGUGGUCUAGAUAGAGGAUUUUUUUCAGAUAGAGGAAAUUAUUUUCAGUGGAUUUUUGUGGAUAGUUACAAUGUGUGCUUAUUAAUAGUGAUUAAUAUUGCCAUAAUUCAUUCAAAAAUAAGUAAACACACCAUAAAAAUAUAUUGAUUUUUAAUCAAUCUGUUAUGUUGCUGCUGUUUUCUCCUUGACUGAACAUUCCAAUAUAUGAAGACAGAGACUUGUGAUAGGUUGUUGCGUUUUAUAUUAUUAAUGCAUUAUAAAGCAGUAAUAAUAAGUAUAUAUAUAUAUAUAUAUAUAUAUAUAUAUAUAUAUAUAUAUAUAUGGAAUAAAGAGAUGCACUCUUAGGGCUUAAGCAAUGAAAAAUGAUAAUUUAUUCCAGCAGGUAUAACAUCAAAGUUUGCCGACAUUUCGACCCAUUCGGGUCUUUCUCUUUAUUCCUCAUAUAUAUUUUUUCAACAUGGGAUUGCACCUAGGCAAUAUUGUACUAUAUACAUGAAAGGGUGAGUGCCAAGAAAGACAUUUUUUGUAUAUAUAUAUAUAUAUAUAUAUAUGUGUGAUAUAGGGCGUAGACGUGGUUCCACCCUUUUGUUUAUGCUUCAUCAAUGCAAUAAUUAUUCUUCAGAUAUUGGAUAUAUUUUUACUACAUUCAACAACUGUAGCACAUACAAGGCUGGCAGUAUCAAUACAUCAAGGAACGGUCUUGAUGGGAUUUUCUGUUGAGAUGUUGGAGAAAAUAUGCCUUAUAUGGGUUAAGGAAAGAAUAAAGCACAGGGCAUUCUAUACAUGAAUGACAGGUUUAUUCUCGAGAGUCUACUUGGCAUAAUGUUGCUGCUAAGAGUUGUUAAAAAAAAGUUGGUUGUAUAAUAGACUUGGUAUGGUAUGCCCCAUGGACUGAAAGGAGGGGGCAAACAAUGCAUACAAAAAGUGAAAAAAGUUUAGAGCUAUCGCAGGUAUUAUACUUAACAAUAAUUUCACAAUCGCUCUUAAUCCCUUCAAUAACAGGGUUAGGCAAAUCCAUUGCUAUUGUGACAGUCCUGGCAUGAUGUUGAUUCUGAAGGGGUUAAUGAUUGUGGAAAUGUCACAGGAAAACAAGUAGACAUGUAGGAAAGUUGUCAAGAACAUAGUAGAUCGCUAAACCAAUUCGAUGCGCAGAAAUGGAGGUGAUUUAAAGGACAGAAUAAAUAGUAAAUUGUCCAUUCCUCUGUUUCAGCAGGAAAUAUCAGAGGAAGUGCAGUUAAAAAAAAAAGAAAUAGUGAUCAUCGGCAUCAGGCAGACAGAGCAUUAUAAGAGUUGUAUUUCAGUAAAAGAUGAAAAUAAUUUUUUGUCCACUCUUGGUUUAGAAGAAAACAGCUGGAAAGGCAGUAGUUAAAAUGUUAAUUAUUUCCAUAAUUUCUUAGAAGAAAAUUGAAAUACGUUUCCGCAAUAUUUUCGAAGCACGUUAUUAGAUUUUAGAAUGUAAGUUUUUAAAUUCCACAGUCUGAUUAAAUGUAAUAAUUUUUUACACCAAAAUCCUAUUACAGAAAAAUGUAAAAGUAUAUAUUUAACUACUGUAAGAUUUUAUAUAACUUUAAUGAAUUAAGUGACGUUCGACUUUCUCCAGCUAUCGUAUUCAGGUACAUGCAGCUUUAACCCUCAUGGGCUGCAGCCCCUCACCUAUCCUGGAAAUGUUCAGGGUACCCCAUCCUUAAUGACAGGUAUGUUUGCUAGGUUGUUACCUAGAUUGUAGGUUGACAGAAAAUCUAUUAACUUGCUUGUUAUCUAUAUGAGGAAUGGAAAUGAAGAUUCGUGGAUGCAAUUUAUUUAUGUAACAAUUGCACUGUAGUGAAAUGGGAGAUUGCAUCGUAUUGCACAGAAAAAAAAAUCUAAACAACUUUCCAUCUAACCGCUUGAUUUCCCUCCUAUUCUGAUAGCACAGGAGCAUCACUGCACUUGUUUUGAAAUGCAUUCUGUUACCGUGGACACUGUUUUCUUGUUUUCUUCACACAAAAAAAUAACAAUUAACAGUAUUUAAGCAUCAUAGUUUUCAUUUUAAAAUAUCUUUAUUUAUUUUCUCAUUUCAGCUAAGUCAACAUUACACGGAAACAAGGAUCACUUCAUCUGAAGAUGAAAAUGAUAGUGAGGUGCCAGAACAAGCUAGUUUUUCAAAUGGAGGAGAGAUAACUGAGCCAGUUGAAUUUUUUGAAGACAAUAGUUCCAGAACUCUUGCACAAAGUGAACAAACAGCAUCAGACCAGCUUACACAGGAAUCGGAACAUUUAGAUAAAACUGAAAUAAGACCUACAGUGAAAGAUGCAUUCCACUUGAAGGAAAUUAAGGAAUUUGGGGGUACUUUGACGGCUGAUGACCAUAAUUUAGGAGAUUCUAAGGAUUUACCUCAAGACUACAUGCACAAAACUGAAGACAAUGAAGAGAUUCAGUCUCAUGACUUACAUGAACAAAGCUUUGAAUUGAUAAAACCGUACCUGGAAGAUACAGGCCCACCACCAGAAAAUGAAGAAACAGAGACCCUAAGUAUUAGCAAAAUAGGUGUAUGUGACAAGAAAACAGAAACAUCCACUGUUGCACAAAUGGACUGCUUACAAUCACAAGGAUUACUGGAUGACAAUGCUAACCCAAGUUAUAGUCACAAAGCUGUACAUGUUUCAUAUUUUUCAGAAAAUGGUACUGAUAAAACAGUUUUGGGGCAAACAGAAAUUUCUGAUAAAAUGAGCAAGGAAUAUAAGGAUAGUACUUCUAAUAUUCUACAAGAGGCUACUGGUUUCCAACUGCUAAUUAAAGACAAUGAGCAUUCACAUAAAGAUGAAGAGCACAGAAUACUUUCCCAAGAUCUAGAAUGUGAACAAGAGUUUGACAACAAUGAUGGUGGUGUCAAAAGUACUACAGGUUGGCCUGGAAAUAUGUCACUUUUAGGUGAAAACACAAACAUAUGGGAUGAAAAGCCUGAUGAAUAUAUAAAAAUGACAAGUGCAACUAACAUUUGUAUGGAAGAAUUAGAAAUAAUGCAUGAAAUAAAGCCCUUCGAAUCAGUAUUGGAUAAAAACCACAAAAAAGACAACAGAGAGGAAGAGGACUUCUCCAAUUUCCAAACUGAAAAGGUGCCAAUAUCCAAAUUAUGUUAUGGUUCACUAAGUGAUAGUACUUCUGAAUCCACACACUAUAAUUCUCAAAAUGUCAAAGCUUAUUCAAGCUAUUCUGAUGAGAACUACAGAAGAGCAGAACACAAUUUCAAAAAUCCAUUAUUAGAGGAACAUGUAAAAGGUCUUACAAGCCAUGAAGAAGAUGAGACAUGUAUGUAUAGCAAAGAGGAAUUCACAGAACAAGAGGGUAUUCAGGGUACUCACCAUGAACUAUCUCAGACCAAUGUUCCACCAGUCGAGUUGCAUCCAGCUAUUAAUACAGAUGAAUAUAUGUCAUGUGCAAGUAAUAUAACAUCAGAGAGUCCUGUAAGUCAAAAGAAUCCAAGAGAGAAAGUCAUCAUUGCUGUGCUAACAGAAGAACAAAGCCUUUGUAAAGUGCAAACUCUAAGAGAAGAUUUCAGUAAAGAAUGUGAUACAAAUGUCUAUCAACAACAGGAUGUAUGGGCAACAAAACAACUGGAUGGAAGCACGGGUACUGCUUUGCACAGGAAAGAUAAAGAUUUAGAAGUAAAUAUUUGUUUCAAUUCAGGACUUACCAAAGAACCAAAAAAAGAAGGAACAGAGGACAUUGAGUUGCGUAUUGAUGAAAAUCCAAAAGGUGUUAUUGAAGAAAUGUAUAAAGGGACAAGUUUGUGUAAAGAAAAUGUAAUUCAUGAAGGUGCUAACGUUGACCAGUGUAUAUUUUAUGCUGAUAAUGUGCCAGAUAGGUUAAAGAAACAUGGUGAACUUGAUGUACGGUAUACAGGUCUAGAUAACCCUAGUGAUCAAUCAAGAAGCAGUUUUUCAGAUACUAGUGUAGUAACUGAACAACUGUCUAAAAAUUUAAAUGAGGAUCCAGUUCAUGAGAAGGAAGUAGAAUACAUGUUUACAGAAAUGAUUUCUGUAGAUAACCCCUCAUUCACUGAAGAUGGAACAGUCAGCUUAGACUCGAAAAGGGAAGAUGUAUUUAUUGGGCCAUCUAUUUUUAUAAGUGAGCCUGAUGAUGAAUUGGAAUCUCAAGGCUUAGAGUCUGAAGAACAGAACGAUUUAGGUGAAACCACAAAAUGUGAAUCUGAUGAUAAACCCCUUCCUGUACAGGCAAAUGCUUCUGAUAAUGUAUCCACCGAUCUGUUGUCUAUCAGUCAUGUAAGCUCCAAAGUGCUUUGUUUUUUAAUGUUUGUUGUAUUUUCUGGUCUGAUGUACCAUUAUGAUUUCCUGGUUUGCUUUGCUCUUUAUCUUUUCUCAUUAUACUGGUUAUACUGGGAAGGAGACAGGAGUCCAAAGCCAGUCAGAAAAGAGUAGGCGGACAUCAGUAGUGGAUUAACUAUAAUAUUUUACUACAAGAAAGCAGACAGUCUUGUUGACAGUGUUCCUCUUACAAAAACAAGAUGCUAAGUUUGGCUCUUCGUGAAAUCAUUCUAUGACAAAGGACCAUAGAUAAAAGAUCAUGGCAAGUUAUUUAGACUUUAAUUCGUAAGCAAAGGCUUCCAUAUUUUUGAAGUCAUUUCCUUGCUUCUCUCUGUUUAGUAAAUAUUUCAUUGUUUUUGUUAUAAUGAGUGUUUUGUAAAGGGAUCGGCAUUACUUAAUGUUUUCUUUUUCUUUUUUUUUUCCUUUGGGACAGCAUGUUUGAUCUAUGUUCUCAGUUCCUUCCAUUUUAUUUCGAUUGUGUGGUAUCAAGUUUUCUUUCCUCUUUUUGCAUUGUCACUUAGGUAACACAGCUUUAUAAAAACAAUGUCAUGUUCUUUGUGUAAGUGCUGUCAAAAUAGCAUAGCUACUUCAAUGAACAAUUGACAGACUGAUGGAUUGAGCAUGGGAAAUAUUGUUGCAAAGACUCACAAUGAUUUAUAAGAGGAAUUGCACUAAAAAUGGCUGAUUGUCCAAUUUACAUGUAUCUGCAUGACAAGAUAUAGAAGUGCAACUAUAGGUACAACGUUGAGAGGAUUACGGAUUUAUCUAGCGGGUCUUAACCAAUUCAGUGCUAUGUUUGUGAGCUAUGCAUGGUUCAUUCCACUGACAUUGAAGUGGUUAAGUGGUUUUGUAGUUAAUGCAAUUAGAGCUGGUAAUUUAUUACAGUUUUAACAGCAAUAAAAUUGUUACUGUGUUUUUCCAAAGUGUUGUUGAAAAGUCAUCUAUAUUACAUUUGAAUAAAAACAACAAAAUAAACAUAGCUCAGAUGCAUUCAACAGCUUUUAUUUCGAUAUGAUAUUUUAUGUAUUACUUUGUUCAUAAUUUAUAAUGGCAUUUCAUAGAAACAUGGUUGUAUGUGAUUUUAUAUUAAGCAUAGUAACAUGCAGUAAAAGUUGAG
Messenger RNA from Pelobates cultripes (western spadefoot toad), 55621 nucleotides. The record is from the annotation of a GenBank genome assembly. NCBI's taxonomy places the organism in Eukaryota, Metazoa, Chordata, Amphibia, Anura, Pelobatidae.